This is a messenger RNA of Porites lobata, 45157 nucleotides long. NCBI's taxonomy places the organism in Eukaryota, Metazoa, Cnidaria, Anthozoa, Scleractinia, Poritidae. The record is from the annotation of a GenBank genome assembly.
AUGGAGCAACAUUCGGAUAAGCAGAUACCCUGUAAGGUGCGCAGGUUUGUCCGUGAACGGCAAAACAUCAUCACAGAUGUGUCAAACCCAAGUGAAUUGAUCGAACCUUUGAGCGACGUAGUCGAGCUUUUUCUGCGAGGGUCUCUGCAACCCGCGAAAGUUCCUCUUGAAAAACGAGCGGUCCUGAAGGCUGAGUUUGUAAACAACCACUUUGUGAGGUUCGCUGAAUGUAUUCUUUCUUCGCCAGUGAUUGGAUUUUACAGUGGUUUCAGCGAAGAACAGAAAAGGGAGCUGUUUGAUGUGUUUUUCGUCCGUGGUCCCUCUCACGACAGUUUACUUGUCUUAGGGGAAGUACUUUCUAAGAAAACCACCAAUCAUAAAAACACUAAAGUGGUAGUCUCCAUCUUAGAGAAGUUUUGCACUGAAGGAAGGUUGGUUGACAUUUUUGUACAGCAAUGCCAGGUGUCUAGGUCUUCGGAAAGUGCGUCUUUAAAAUUCAGUCAAUCUGAAUUUGAAAGCAAGUUAUGGAGACAGCUUAUCACCAUAAUGGUUUCCCUUCCUCAGAGAGUGGCAAACAAGAUGAGACAGAAGUGUAGCUCACUGUUCUACCCAGAGCCGUACUUUAACAUGUUUGCUGAGCAGAUUCUCAAGGCAUUAGAAAAGUUGCAUGACAACCUGUCAAUGUCAUGCGAUUGCUCAUUUAAGUUCCUUGGAGAGGUGAUUGGGAGAGUUUGUAUGGCAGGACAAGCAGAGACUACAUUUGCCAUUUUGUUACCAGCAUUGGAGAAGUGGCUGCAGACAAGUCCACUUUGGAAUAGAAUUUGUGCAAGACUAAUUACUGGUGUCCCGGACCACACCAUGGAACAUGUUGCAGAAGGACUUCUCAAGUCAGCUAAAAACCCCAUGUUAAUAGCCAAGUUACUAGGUGACUCAAUUCUCACCAGCUCUAAACUCAAGUACCUGCUUACUACCAAGUUUCUGUUGAUGAGGUGCUAUUCUAACAUCAAUGUACUUCACAACAUUAUUGGAUAUUUAUCUGGUUGUAAGCGCAGGCAUUUGUUAGUGGAAACACUCCUGAAACUCUUUGAUGUAUGGGCUGAUAAAAGUGCGAUUAAACAUGCAACGUAUGAUCAGCAUUUUUACAUCACUUGUGCUGUUGUUCUUUCAUUCAGUCAUUUGAGUGUAGAAGAGAAGGCAUUGCAAAAGCACGCUUUACUUACAAAGUUGUUGGUUGGUGUGCAAAGUCAUCUGGACAGCCCCUUGGAAAAGGUACGACGUCUUGGAAUGGUGGUUGCAGAAUGUGUCACAUCUAGUCUUGAACCCACUGGGGAGAAACUCAAGUUUGAUUAUGCUGAAGAUGAUGACACUAAACUAUUACAUUUGUUAGCAAAAGGCUUGCAGGAGGGGAUGGACAUGGGAAGGGUGAAGAGUGGGAAGAGUUGGAAAGAGUGUAAUGGCAAUCCAGAGAAAAACAAGGAAACAGAAACAAAUGGGAUUUCAAAUCCAGAACAUGCCAGUUCUUCCCAAAAGAGUGCCCAUGAGAAUGAUGGUGAUGCCAGUGAUGAUGAUGAUGAGUUGUUGCCAUAUGACCUUGAUGAUGAAGAGGAAAGAGAUAGCAACUCCUAUUCUCCUAAGCAUUUACGCGACUGCAUAGAUGGCCUUAUAGCAUCAGAUGAUCCACCUAAGACAGAAGGGUCACUUAAAGCUUUACAGAAGCUCAUUAAUGCUGGCUUAGAUGAUCUUGAAGAUGUUAGUAUAGAAUUGGUUAAAUUGCUGCUUCACCUUCAGGACAAAUACUCCACUGAUAAGUUUUGUGAGCUCCGCCAUAAUGCCAUGGUAUCAGUUACCAUUAGGUGUCCUCAGCAAAUUGCAUGUUAUUUGACAGAAGAGUUUUUUGCUCCCAACUACAAUCUCCAACAACGCAUGGACAUGUUAAAUGUUCUUGCUGAUGCCGCACAACAACUCUCAGCUCCUGCAGAAGUUACCAAGAUGAGAGCAGUGCCAAGAAAAUUUUCAUUCCCUCAAGCAGCUUCUGCUAAAAUGCCAGAAAUUAUUCCAGAGUGGCAGAAGAUUGUACAAGAGAGAAUAAACAGUAAGACAAAGAGGUUUGUCAAAGGGCCAACCAAACCACAGCCCCUAGCUGUUGCUAAUAAGUUUGCUGGUGUUGCUGGUUUCUUUUUUUUCCCUUUGAUGAAAAACUUUGACAGUAAGGUGAACACAUUAGAUCUCUUGGGUGGAGAUACUCUUGUCCUUGGACGUCUUAUUUACACCCUUGGAAUAAUCAUGUACUCUGCCCGGGAAACACCUAUCGCAAGAAACAUGGGGACAGCACUGUUAGAAUUUACCUGGGCAUUAAAAUAUCAUCAAGAGCCAUUUGUGCGACAGUCACUGAUCUUUGCUCAGGCCAUGGUUGCAGUUUCUGUUCCAUCUUCAUCUUUGGUGAAUGAUGCCCCUGGGGAACUGUUUGAGCUUCAUGACUGGUUGAAGAUGAUUGUUCAGAAUGACAGUGAUGCUGACAGUGUAAAGUCUGCUUUACAGACACUUGUUUUGUUAGAAGAUCUUUUCAAAAAUGAAGUGAUUGUUCAUGGCUGAUCCUGUUGACAUUGAUUUGGGUUUUUUUGAUGAAGAUUGUAUGAAUUACUGUUUGUUCUGAUACAAUAAUAUUAUAUUCUUGGUUCAAAUCUUUUGCUCUUUGUUCCUGGCUCAUUAUCGUACGUUACCAUUCCAAAGCACAAAGGAAAAUAAUGUUUUAAACCAAUUACCCAGUGGUCUGAAAUUAUACCACAACAUAUUCUCUAUGUUCUUUGAAUGAAUUAUGCUAAGAGAUACAGCCGGUGAACCAUUGUUGUUAGCUUGGCGGUGGGAUGAUUUUACACAUUGUGAACAUAUCUUGAUAGACAACUGUUGAUCUGUAUUCACUUUUCAUCUGGGUUACCAUUUACUGUUGGAGGUAAGUUAGGUAUAAGAACGAACUGGAGAAUGCUCACAAAUUCUUUUUUAUGUUCUGUGUCAUUGUUUUGAAGAGAACUGUAACAAAGUGUCAUUCUGACAUGUGCAAUACAUACAGAGAAAAAUAUAUUUUUUAUUAUUUUGCUCUGUUUAGCCUUUCUUGGAGUAUCAAGGGAAUAAAAUAUACAGAAAUUUAAUAAAAAUUAAAUUACUUUGGAUCAAAUUUUGGUCUUAAGUUUUUUUUGAUUGGAGAGGUGUCUGGAAUGAAGCCCAAGUGACAUCUGCUAAAGUGCUAUAUCCUACUUCCAGUUUUUCUUGUAUAUGAUUGUGAAUCAGCUAUAUUCCGCAUAUUAGCUCAGCAAUCACUUACAAUAGGGGCCUUAUUUCUUGCAUCCCUUCAAUUUUGGGAACAACUUAACAGGAGUCAUCAGAACCUUGAUCAAACAAGAUUGGAUUAACCCCUGUAGCUCACUUAAUGACAAAAGGUUAGGGAUAGGGUCACAGGAUGGAGUUAAUUCAGUGAGGUCUGAUCCAGGUUUUUCAUUCUGACUCAACUUAGGUGAUUAUUUUCUUUGGAAUCCUACCUAAACUUGCCUACAUGACAGGCACUAUUUAGCUGAGCAUCAGGGGUGAACAUGCCUGGUUUUCACUAGCGCAUAAGCAUAAGCAUAAGGACAUACACACACGCAGAAUGGCAUAUUUGACUCAAUUCUGGAUACCAGCUCUCCUCAACCCAGUGAAAAACAAGAUAGCGGACGAAGACAAUGUCCUUGUGGUUCUCACUAAUCAAAGGGAGGCCACGGGAAACAGUUUUGUUUUUGCCGAUAGUCCUGAUGUUUCCUUAGGUGAAGUCAAGGGGAACAUCAGCUCUCGAGGGAAAACAAAACUAACUGGUUUCCCAAGGAAACUGACAUUAAGUGUGUUGUUACAUUUCUAGAUUUUCACUUCAACAGCGACAAAAGAAUGACCAAAGCAAAUCAAAACAGUCAAUCCAGCUCUUAUAAGAACGCAAAUUUUAUUCUAAAGACCACUUAAUGAAUUAUUUACAAAGUAGUUUCCUUAUAUCAUCUGCAUCUUUACUUCCACUAGCUGCUGUUUCUCUACAGGGAUAACUUUGAAAAUCAGGCUUUUUAAGCUUGAGCCUUAAAUUAAAGUUUGUGUUGUGGACCCCAUGUUGUGUUCAUUCCCUAAAGUGAAAACUGGCAUUGUUUUUCCCACCUUCUGUCAAGCCACGGUCCACCAUGCUUUGAUCAUCUGCGGACUGAUGUAUACCGAGCGUGGUACAAUUAUUGCUUGAAUGUAUCACAACUGGGAUACAUUUGAUUUUAGUCAAGGCCAUGUGACCAAGAAUCAACCAAUGGCAGUUCCCAUUUAGUUGAGUGAAAGUCUAGGAAUAUAACAAUGACAAAUAGUGGAUACCUAUCCUGUGAGCAGGCAGGCUCAGGAGGUGUAGUUCAAAGAGGGGAGGGAAAAGAGGGCAGGCUUUUAUUAUCCCAUCAUUCUUGACCCCCAACUGUUGACAACUUGCUUGCCAGCUAGAAGAGACCAAGUCCUGUGGUGGAUAUUAAACCAUCCACUCCCAUCCCAUCCUCCAUCCUCCUCUGCUUCUGGAAAAGAUCAACAGAUAAUUCUCUUGAAGGGACUGUGGUGAUUGAAAGGGGAACCUUAGUUUUGCUCUGUAGUCCUGUUCAAAGGGAAAAUGAGGGUGUACUGGCUUUAGGCUGCCCAUUUCCUCUAAUAAUUUGGUGGUUGUGAUAUGGCCUUGCAGUUUCCAAUUUAGCUUAGAUAUGAUUUGAUUGAAAACAUUAUAGAAGUGGGAAAAAAGGUGGUGGGUAGAAAAUGAAGACUGAUUACUGAAGACCCAAAAACAAAGACCCCCCUCAACAUCACUCUGAAUGGCUAAUUUGAGCUGAGAUGUGUUAGAAAUAACAGUAUCUUUAAUUAUUAUUUUGACCAGGGUUUUUGUUUUCUACAAACCCAACCAAAAGUAGAAAGCAAAGACCUCCUCUCAAAAUCACUUGGUAAGCGCAUACCUGACAUUGACACCGUCCCGUCACAUACCUACUCAAGAACACUUGCCAUUUUUAAGUAGGAUUUUAUCAAAAAGUAACCCUCUUGGGCACAGUCUCCCUCCCAGCAGGCCUUUAUGAAGUAAGACCGCAAUAUGAAAUGAAUCACACACUACCAACUCCGCAGUAUGGAGUACCCGCCCCUCCCUCCCUCCAGGGGAACUGGAGACAUUGAUUGGUGUCUUUGAUAGCCUGGGAUCAUACCUGCUCCCUAGCAUGCAGGUUUUUUCUUCCCAUCCUUCCCAAAAAGAUGCCUGGUAAUGUCAUGGAGUUCUCCCUACCAAUCAUAAUUACAGGAACAUUUUGCCAUUACUGCAUGGGUGGAUUUUAGGGGUGAGCCAAGGGGGCUGCAGCCACCCUUUUUCCUUUGAAACGUUGUAUUAUUUUCAUAGAAUUCCGUCGCAGAGAAAUAAACAGUAUCUAGAAUAGAGCCGUUAUGUGUCCUGGCCACCUCUUUCUGAAUUUUCUGGAUUUGCCCCUGUACUGUGAAAGACUGCCGUUGAACUAGGCCGAAAACACUGUCAAACUGAGAUUAAAAUUUGUAAAUGAAAUUCUUUGUAAAAAAUUGGACAUUCGUAACAUUCGUGAAGGUUUUAAAUUUAAACUUUGUCCAAGAAAUGCCACAAAGAUCAAAACACCUCCCCGGCUGUCUGCCACACCUUUCCAAGUCGAGGCUGAAGCGCAUGCGCGUAGCCCAAUCCAAAAUGGCGUCCAAACGAAAGGGUGUAUGGAUAUGGUUGCCUACAUGACAUUCCAGCUCAAGAAAUGUCCCGUCUUGCAGAUUAUUUUGUCAUUUGUGGAAUAGACAGGGACUCAAAGAAUGGUAAAAGCGCUUUAAUUGCCCUUGGUUGGGCAUCUUUAAGCAAAAAAUGUUAAACAAACAUUGCACGCCUCUGGAAAGUUCGCGACUUUCUCACCGACGACCUUUCUCCCUGUCUUUACUUUUCAGAAGAAGUUGGAGGAAGAGUGAUUCAGCGCUUCCCAAGUAAAGAUCGCAAAGAUGCAGCCUUUCCAGAAGGAAUUGAACUGGUAACCCUAUUUCUUUUGAAAGCCGGCUAAAUUUCUCCUCGUACAAGUUUCACGUAAUUUCGCGGAAGCUUUGCGAAGCACAAUUCAUAAUGCUCUCAUUUCAUUCUUUUGUCAAGCAUCCGUUCAAAUCUGCCUAUUCUUACACUUACUUUGAGUCUUCAUGCGUAUUAAAAGGAAGCCAUUUGUAAAAGUGAAGAAUUACAACUUGCGUUUUCAAGUUCUUUCCAAGUGUUACUUGGGUGGAAUCUUUUCAACUGCAUGAAGUGGGUUCGCGUAAUUAUGAUACAAUUGCAUGGAAUUGUUAGUCUUUCGAUCAUGCUGACCUGUUGUAAUCUUUGACUUGUAAGACGCCUAAAAGACGAAUGAGGGGAAAGUUCUGCGUUGCUUAAAAGCCACGACGCCAGUAGUUCUAGUUUACGUAAUACUGCUCUUAGCUACGUUUACUACCGGUAUAUUUCAAAAUGUUUGCCUAGUAAUAUUGGAUGUUCCUGCUCAUGAUUUUAAUCAUUUAGCGGCUUAAAACUUAUCUUGUUUUAUUGUUGUUAAAAUGGUUUUUAUGUGGAUCUCUUCCUGUGAAUUAAUCUCGCUGAAUGAUGCAGUGUAUCGAAUUGGUUUGAAAUUGUUCUUCUUUCCAAAACAUAACUGUUAAGUAUGCACUUGUUCCUGUAGUGUAUGAAUUUCAAACGGACAUUUUAUUCACUGUUUUGUGUCAAGGCACAAUAUUUGCUCCGGUUUGUUUGCAUUUUAUUAAUCUUUCACUGUCUGUUGGUGUUGAUCUUAUUUCAAAAUCCUUUCUCUAACCUACAGUGAGAUGAAUUUCUUGACAUCUUAUUAGAUGUUAUCAGUGUCUCUUGUUUAUUUUCAAUGAUGAUCGAUUUGUACUUAAUUUCCUUGGCCUUUUUAGUGGGCUCUUUGCACUUCUAGUUUCCUGCACAUUCUUAAACUAUUUUUUGUCUUUUACUAUACUGCACCUUAAAGGUAUUCUUGUUGUGUACAGAGAAAAAAGACUUGCAUUACAAUACUUCCAUCAAAGUGCUUGCUCCAGAAAUUCAUAGUUUGUACUUUAAGUCACUAAUAAACAGUCAAACAUUUCCAUCCAAUAUCAUCUUAAAAGCUAAGAGCAUGUCUGACAGUUUAGAUGUUUCUUAACUUGGCAUUAUUUUUACGUUGCCCUUUUGGUUAGAUCAAAAUUAAUAUUUUUGUCCAACACAAAGUGUGAUUUUAUCAUUUAGCCACUUUUGCUAACGAAGCAAGCCAAAGGGGGAAAAGCAACCAAUAAGACACCAAGUCGUUAACUCUCAGGGGCCAUGCUCAGAAAGUGUUGUGUGAGCUCGCUUUGUUUUAUGUCUUUUUCGAACAUUGUGCACCCAUUUAGCCAUGCAGUGUCGUAUUAGACAAAUGUGAUAAUGGACUGAAACGUUUGAUAGUUUAGGAGGGGCCUCAAUAAAUUUUUGCGGGCAACAAGAGGAGCCUACAGACUAAUCUUGGUCAGUGAUACUCCAUUAACUGUAUUUGGAGGUUUUUCUAAAGUCUAUCCACAUUCUUGGGGUGCUUGUGUUGUUGACUAAUAUGCAUGGUAUGUGGCCGCAAAGGCCCCGGUGUUGAGUUUAAGGUCAGUCUGACGUCACUGUAAUCACAUGCACGCACAUGCAAGUGAUGCGAUUCGCAACCACACAUAAUUCAGGUACACAAGUACUGUAUUGAUACUGUACUAAAUGUGAGACUUUUUAAUUCGCCUUGUCGGCUGGGAAUGUACAUGUAUUUACCCAGGAGAAUGAAAGUAGAGCCUGAUCUCAGCUUAGUGCAGGACAAGUUUUUGGUAAGAUAUGAGUGUUACAUUUAUUCAGGUUUCACUCCAGUGGAUGGUUUUUAUAUUUUUAUAUGUUUUCAAGCAUGUUAUGUCGCUUGUCACCUGAAAGCUUCAAUAGGCUUUUAACUCCAGUGGUAAACUAAAGCUUUUUCAUUAUUUUGUACUGGAUAUCAACAGCGUUCGGUCAUUGAACUGGGAUUGAAUAUUCGAUUGAACAAUUUAACAAUUUAAUAAGACUUCAUGCAGUCAUGAUUACUUAAUUUGUGUCAGACAUUAUUGUUUCAUCGUAUCUUUGCCUGUGAAUACAGCCUUCUUUCCUCACUCCUCACCAUUUGCAGGCUGUUAAUUGUACCUAAGCAAUUGUGAAUAAAAUCGUUGAAUUAAAUAUGAGUAUUGUUUAUGGCAGUGAUUCCUUUUGUUGACACUGGAACUAAAAGGGCUUUCUCUGAUUUGAUUCACCUACACAAUCUCAUCAAUCACACCUGCAAGGUAAACCCACAUGUUCACUCGCACUUCCUAGCCAAUGGCUACUGCUAGUUAUGUAGUAAUAACACCAGUAAGCAACCUUGCCCUCAGCUUGUUGGCCAGUUGUUUGGUCUUUCAACAUUUUGACAUCAUCUGUGAUCUAAAGUGCAUUGGUCUGGUAGUUAGCAAAAUGCAAUGUAGCCAGAGAAAACAGCUGACAUUUCACAACUUCAGCACUGAUACCACUGCGAGAUAAGGCCUGGGGAAUGAGUACAGAAAUUCCAUUCUGAUGAUGCAUCAUUUCUCAGAUCUGGGAAGUGCUUCUGAUUGGUUGAAGUAAAUUUCCUUUGUGGCAUAUACAAACAGAAGUACUAGCCAGAUGUGGGUAGUUCUACAUACAUUGGCGUGCAAUUUAUGUGUUCAUUCCUCAGGUGUCAUUUCACAGGGGAACCGGUGGUGACAUUGUGAAAUGUUUUCUUUUUUCUCAUGCUAAAUGUAAUGCAAUUGCUAAGCAUUUAUCUCUAUUUUUUGCUCAGUUUUGCCAGCCUGGAGGAUGGAACUACUCAAACUACUACAAGCCCCCCACUUUCUUUGUUGCUGUGCUCACAGAUAUGGAGGGAGACCACCGAUAUUGUGCAUGCUUCACAUUCCAUGAAAGAUGCACUCCAACAAAGUCAAAGAAAAAACUAGCAAACUCAAGUAGUAAGGAAGGAUUUAGAGAUGAGAGUCAGUCAGAUUCUUCUCUGUCUGAGAAACGGUUUUCUGAAAUGCCUGGGAUCUCUGUCAACUCAGAAGAGGCAGUGAUAAUGGAUGUUUUUGCACCAAAGUGCUUAUGUCUUGUUUCAAGAGCCAGCUACUUUGACAUCUUAAAGGUUUGUCUGUUAUUAUGAACAAAUUGUUUUUAUCUGGAACCUAUUGUCCUGUUAUUAUUCACCUACUAGAUUGACACUUUAUGACAUGCAUUAUCACCACAUGGAAAAUGCUGUUAACAAUUUUGACCCACUGAAAUUUGACAGUUAUUAUUUAUGAUAACUACAUCUUAAAUAUAGUCCCAGUGAGAAUGUGAGAGUAACUGAACAUGUUUUACUAUCUGAAAGUAAGAUACAUUGAACCAAUCACGUCUUAAUUCUUGUGAGACAAAACUCUUCUCUCUGGACAAGAUUCCAUACAAGGUGGGCUCUUACUGAUAGGUACAAGCUGCAGUGUACAUGUACAUUUGAAGGGCUUCCUGAGGAAAAAAUAGACGUUUCUGACCAACUGCUAGAUUGUCUUUCAAUAUUGCCUUUUAUUCACUUGUGAAUCAAAGGACAUACCGGUAAUUUAUUUGAUGUGACCUUAAGAGUCAUUUAGGGCCUACUAUUAUGCACCUCUACUGCCUGGAAUAACCCCCCAAGUUUCUGUUAAUAAAUUUUGAGUUUCUUUCUCCAAUUUGCCUUGGUUAUACGUGUCUUAUUAAUCCAGAGAGAAUUUGCUUUUACAUGAAGAGACACUCAGGCACUUAUCCCAUGCACUCCUUCAUUAUUCCAUUGGCAUUUUGCAGAGAAACUGUUAAAAUAUUUAGUGAUGCCAGUAAAGAAAUUUAAUUUCUUCGUUUUGGCAUAUUUUGUUUGAAUAUUGAUAUCUGUAUCGUGGGAAGAAGUAUCACACUCCACCAAUGCAUUGGUGUACAGUGUAUUGUUGCAGUGCAUGCUUAAGAAGUCUUCUUGCCAUUCCUCAACCUUCCCGUGUCUAUUACCAAAAAAUAAAUGUCAAUUUUUUUGUUCCUGCUGAUGUGAAACCAUCUUUAUUGCAGAACUGCCUGACAACAAUCUAUUUAUCCUUCCUCUCUGGAAACACCAAGUCACUAGAAGGAUUGGUGGGCUGUAUCUUGGGAUUUGUUCAGGUGCCACCUCCUGGUGGACCCAAGAUGACAUUUUCCAUGGGAGCUGGCGAUCGUCACACUCUAUCACCUCCUGCCUCUGAGACGCUUCCUGUGACAGGAAAAUCAGUUGCCAUCUUGUUCAAUCAGCUUGGUAGGUUUUGCUUUGUCUUGGUUUAAGGUAAACAGUAUAUUUUAAUGUCUUGGGCAGGACAGGAAUGAUUACUUUUUGGGUGGAGAGAAGCGAUGACUGAAAAUACACCUGCGUUCGCAGUCUCAACUCUGGUGUAAUGAACUGUUAAGGUAUACACUGUACCAUGCAUAAAUCGCCUGUAGUAAUGUUACACUUUUCUGAAACAGUAGCUCAGUAUAUACGGGUGUAGGCUACAGUUUGGUAUUAUGCUUAAUGUAUCUGUUCAGUUUGCAGCUCAUAUAAAAUUGGAAAAUGUACAAUUGUUGGAGAGCAGACUCUUUUAUUAAUAAAAAAUAUCCAGUUGUCAUUAUUUUCAUUACUACAUGUAAAUGUAUACUUACCAGCUUGUUACCUUAUUUCUGAAUAGGUAUCCACAACAUGUUGGCCUUGUUCUGUGCUGCAUUGACAGAGAACAAAAUCUUGUUUUACUCCAGCAGCUAUUCACAGUUGACACAUGCCACUCAAGCCAUGCUAGCUCUAAUGUAUCCACUAAAGUUCAGGUAUUGUGGAACAGCUGAUUUAAAUAUCAGGGCUUGAAAAAUGUCCUGUUCGGUCAUCCAAAACAAGUAGAUUUUCUUGCUGGGCAAGUACAUAACUAUUAAAGCUCACCUGCCCAAUGGGCAAGGGUGCAGGCAAGUCAACCUCUAAUAAAAUCAUUAACUAAGACAUACAAGAGAACUGCGUGCCCAAAGGACAAGCUUGAAUAUAAGUUUAUUUUAUCGCGAAUGUGUUUCAAGUGAAAGUGUUUACUGCACACAAAAGCAUUGGGAAACCAAAGAAAAUUGUUUUUCUGGGCCUUGUUCCUGAAAGGCCGAUUAGCAUUAACGCACGAUUAAAAUUUUGUUCCAUUUUUUGUAUUUUACAUUCCUAUGCAGUGCUUAGGGUAACAUUUUGUGUUAUCAUUACAGUAUCUCAUAGUAAAGGCUCGACAGUAUCGUAACCUCGAGCUGCAUGUUCUUAGAUGAGAAAACCAUGCUUAAAAUUUGGCUUAAUCCCGGGUUAAACUUAACCAUCUUUUGAGGAACCAGGCCCUGAUGAUCAUUUCUUUUUCAGUUAAAAUGGAGUAAACUGAGAUAUGUGUACAGUCCUUAAGAUUUUCCAGACUUACUGGAACUGGGGUAAAAAGUCUGGAGAAUUGAGAAUGUAAACAUUAAAAAGUAAUGAGUACCUCCUUGUCACAACUUUCAUUGUUUCAAAGGACAGUUAUCAGCUAGAAUGAAUUCAUCUGUUCAUUAUUGUUGUAGUCAAUAGCUCAGUUUCAGUUUUCAGCUAAAUGCACUUCAUCAGUUAUGGUAUGCAGUGGAUGUACAUGUACAAAUCACUCUACAGAAUUACUUUUCCCUGUUGUUAACCAUAUUCCUCCUUUUUAUUCAGUUAUGUGUUCAUCCCAAUCCUUCCAUCUGUUUUGCUGGAGUUCCUGAGUGCACCAACUCCCUACAUCAUGGGAGUACAUGACAGCUACAAAGAUAAUGUGGUACCUGAUUUGGUGAGUAAUGCAUCUAACUCAACAUUCCAGCCCUUAUCUCAAAGUUAAGGGAAGUAAAUGAUAAAAUCUGAGACUCACUAAGACAAUGAGACCCUUGUUCUAAAAUGUGAAACUGAGAGGUAAAUUGUUGAUUCUCUCAUGAAAGGAAAUAGCAGAGAUAAAACUGAAAAUUGUCACCAAAGUUUGCAGGAUUUCAAGAUUGGAUCAAAAUAUUUCCAGACCCAUGAUUUUGGGUAAUAUUCUCCUCCCUUUACAGUCAAACCAGGUCAAGCGUUCCCGUCGCUAACAAACUAAUGAAUUCAUUAAUGGAAAAAUAAUUUCGUUUGUUGAUUCAAUAAUCCAUUCAUAAAAUGAAUAAUCCAACAGUCAAAUUGGACCUCGAUUCAAUAAUCAAAUGUUGAUUUGGUUUAUGAGCAAAAUCUACCUGUUCUUUAUUCUUGUCUGUUGUGUUCAAUCAUAUUUGCUUCCUUUUUCCUGCCGUUUACGAUUGCGUUUUUCAUUGCCUUUAAUCAAAAUAACAGCUAGAAUAGACAGACCGCAAACGCAAAGAAACUAUGAGAAACUGACAAAGGCCGAGGAUCGAAAUCCACCAAUCACCGCACAUACACUGACCUUAGUUUGACCGUUGUGUUUUCUAAGAGGUCAGGCCUGGGUCUGUUGCACUGAUUACUGGCAGCAAACUAAUAAUAAUAAUAAUAAAGUCUUUAUUCAUCAAGAGAUAAAAAUACAUAUCUUUUGUUACAAGUAAGUGUAAGAAAUUUAAAAAGUUAAAAAGUAAGAAAUAAAAAAUAUAUACCGGUAUAUAUAUCUAGUAUAUUACAUAGCUAAUUCAUAUUUAAAACUGGCGUACAUGUAACAGUUUGUUUGGGUUUGAACUUCAGAACUCGCCGGCACUCGACUCUCAGAAAAAAAAGAGGAAAAAACAAAAUUCUGAGGUCAACUUGUGGAAAGUGUAGUUUUUCAAAAAACAGUAAUCGAAUCAACAUUCGAUUAUGGAAUCGAGGCUAAAUAUGAAUAUUGGAUUGUUCAUUUUAUGAAUGGAUUAUUGAAUCAACAAACGAAAUCAUUUUUCCGUGAAUGAAUUCAUUAGUUCGUUAGCGACGGGAACGCUUGACCUGGUUUGACUGUAAGAUGUAUUUUGGCAACUUAUGGCAAAUACAGAAGUUUCCAGCCGAAGAAUUUUGAGUGCUCAUGUAAAAGUGAAUUUCAUGUGACAGUGCUAUUCAUGUAUCCUUACAAAAUGUGUUAUAAUUAUAUUUUUACAGGCUGAUGUAAUUCUUGUGGAUAUUGAUGGAGGACAUGUCUUCUUCCCUGAUGCCAUUAACCUUGCAUCCUUGCCAGAACCUUUUCUUGGAAGAACAAGACAUGAAUUAACCUUGGUAAGUUUGCAGACUUAAGUGACCUUAAAAUACAGCACUGUUUCGGCAGGUUUCUACAGGCAUGGGUUGGUGAGCAUGUUUGUACGGUUGAUACACACGGACUUGCUCUAACUUUGUCAUACAAAAAAAGCAAAAACUGAAAAAAGAAAAAAGUCAAAUGGGCCACAACUCUUAAACCCAGUAUGGCUGUGUUAUGUACAGGUCAAAAAUAAAUUCAGGUUAAAAGUAUUUAAGUCAGGUUGAUUCCCAAUUUCCAUUGUCUUCUAGCCCUCAUUCAUGAAUAAUCAGGGCAGGAGACAAAGAAAACAGAGAAUCAACCUAGGUUAAAAAAAUCUAAGGUGAAUUUGAUUUUGGCCUGUAACAUAGCCUAUUGGGUUCAAGGGUUUUGGCACCCCUUCCAGUGGUAACAGGCCUGGUUACUCUAUGUUGUGUAAAACAGGAAAUUAUGUGUUAGGUCUGGACUUAUGAGGAGAAAGAGUGAUCAGUAUUAAGAUGAUGAUCAAUUUUAAAAUAAUUAUUAAGUUUAUCGUUCAUCUGCAGGUGUUACAUCCACAACUUGUGACAGCAGACUGUGCUUUCCAAGCUCCAACUUCACCAUCUCCCCCAGAGCUACAGGUGAGCAACAACUACAAGCAACUGAAAAUCAUUAGACAAUAUCCAUCUAAAACUGGCCCACUGUCUUACAAAAUUCUAUUUGUGGUCAGAGGUGAUGACUGGGCAGAUCAAAUGCAAAGAGGUUUAUUAAUAUUAAUUUCAUCCCUGCAGAUUUACACAGUUCAGCUAGAAUUAAAACUCUAUUCACUGUCUUUUCUGGUUUGUCAGACUGAAAUUGUGACCUGAUCAACAAAAUGCGCAGCCUGUCUGUAAAGAAAAUUAUUGCCUGAGGUGCUGUUACAGUGUAGAUAGUGGUUGUAAAACUUGUGGUGAUCUUUCUUCUUGUGCAGACAAAAAAUAAUUCAGGCAUGACAAGGCUUUGAGGAGUCAUCAGGCAUUGAAACAAAAUGUGUUGUGCCGGUAAAAUACAUAAACCCUCAGUGGAUGGUUUAUAAAUGUCGCAUCAAACUCCCUUUCACUCGUUUCCCUGUUGGAAAUUCCACUUCAUGUUCAUUAUUAAAUGUUCUAAAUGUUUUGACUGCACAAGGUCAAGAGUGUCGUUGGUUGUUUCUCCUUUACAUGCAUAAUGAGUAGUGAAUUUUAGACUACAACUUCUCAGUUUCUAAUAAUCCAUCCAUUAAUUUAUAGAAACUAUGGGGAAUAUGCUUGACUUGGUUUUACUGUAAAAACCUCAGUCACUCUCAAUAUUUUUUCUAGGAGGAGCGACAUUUGCUUGAACCAGCUCAUUGCUUUAGUUUGUUGUUGUUGCUGCUGUUGUUGUUUUUUCUAAAAGUGACAAGUCUUGCUAUUAUUUUUAUCUUAAAGGACAAGGAAUUGCGAGCUGUGUUUAUCAGACUUCUUGCCCAGCUGUUUUCUGGUUAUCGAUCCUGCCUUACUCUGAUCAGAAUACAUCCUAAGCCUGUUAUAACAUUCAACAAGGUACAUACAAAAAUAAUUAGUAAACGUUCUAUGUUUACUACAACUAUUAAAUUCCAAGACAUAAGAAGCAAAUGAAGGAUUAUUAUUUUUCAUUCAUUCAUUCAUGCAUUCAUGCAUUCAUGCAUUCAUGCAUUCUUUCCUUUUUUUGGUUGUCUAACUGUUCAAAUGCGUUGUACAGCGUAGUGGUAAAUUUGAAAACUGUUGAUAAAAUUUGUGUCUGUCCACUUAAGGAAAACUAACAGGAGUAUGUACUUUCCUGGGCUUCUGUUUAUUGUCCUUUACACCUAGUUUUAAUGUCAUGGUUCCUGGGGAAUGUAUUAUGAUUGUGAAGUUUUUCUGUAAACUGCUGAGCACCCUUCCCAGUAAUUAAAUACUGAACUACAUGGUUUAUACCAGUGUGGAGCCAGGCUUGUCAUGGAAACCAUAACUAACAAUGUAAAAGGAGCAUAACAAAACUUGGCUUUUUUUAGGUUUCUUUCCUUGAGUACAGAGGCAUGAUUGGAGAUCCAUUUCUGUCAAAGGUAAAUAAAUAUUGUUAUUGAAGUGUGCAUUAAGAGAAUUUAUUUGGUCAGUAUUCUGUCAACCCUUCUUGAUACAGACACGAGAAAAAUUGAACCAAUUAUCUCAGCCAUAACAGUGAUGUGAGUAUUAGAGAAGAAGGAGGUAAUAUUUACAGCUGUAAGGAGCCAGUAAGAAGUCGUUCCUUAUAGAGGUGUUCAUACUGUGAUUUCUACAAAGGGAGACUUAUCUGUACUGAGUGUUGUCUGUCCAGUGCAUGUGAUUUACAUGUAGAAUAAAGUUUGGCCUGGAAAAUUUUUAUUACAUUAAAGGGAGAGCCACUGAAAAAAAAGGUGGUCUUACAAACUUUCUAAGGUACUACGUUGUAUUCCUCAAGCUCAUCCAUUACUGUUGAAAUUGCAUUUAACUGCAGCAGAACCGCUAAUCAGGGGACACCCAAAGGACCGAGGCAAUAGAGGUGUCCCGUGAAUAGAAGUUGUGCUGGGGUUUGUUAAUAACUAGCCAACAAAGACAAAAAAAAAUGGUAAACUUAUCGCAGUGAUGUUAUACAUGUACAUUGAAUUCAUGCAAGUGCAGGUCAUUGAUUUAAGUGAGAUUGUUCAGAUUGUGAAAGGUGCCAUCAUUGAUUAGUGUACACUUAAAGAUAUCAACCUUCUUUGUGGUCAGUCAUGUUAUGAGUGCCAAGGAGUCCCAUGAAUGGUGGUUAAACUCAGGUUUGGGGACUAAGAAAAUGAGUCCCUUUCCCCUGAAUAGAGGUCUCCCGUCAAUAGAGGUAACAGAUGCAAAGAAUAUGUGGAGGUUUUUCCAAGACCAAAUUGUUGUUUCCCCUGAAUGGAGGUGUUCCUUGAACAGGGGUGUCCCAAAGGAAAGGUUCCACUGUAAAUUAUGUAGAGGAGGAUGUGUAGAAAAAAGCUUGAGGUGACUUGACUCCAAUAAGCAGUUUGUUCAUAGAAUCCAUAAGGUACACUUGACCUGGCUUGACUGUGACAGUCAAUGAAGGUUUCAAAGUGCCUAAGAAAGCUGAAUCAAAUCACUGCUUCCUCCUUUCAAAGGCAUUCUUGCAGUCAUAGUGGCAAGAGUGUAAUACAUGGAGGAACAGCAACUGAGUACCAAGAAUUCUCAGGCAAUUUGUUACCUGUGUUAAUGGAUUGUAAACUGUGUACUCAAAUACUUCUUGAAUAAAGCAAUUAUUAUUCCCUUCCUAUAGAAGUUAAAUCAGAAAAAAGCUUCAUUCACAGUAUAUUUUUUUAAUUCUCCGUGCUUUUAUUAUCCAGGUGUUAGAGAGCAUUUCAUUUCUAUCAUUUGUGGCACACCGAGGCCCUCCUUACAGAACGUGUGAUUUAUUUGACCAGGUACGUGUCAGUUACUGUGUUGAUGCAAUUUUCCCAGCGCAAUGUGCUGUCCAGAUAAUUUCAGUUUUGCAAUAUUGAUACAAUAAAUUGACUGAUCAAAGUUCCUUGUCUGGAAGUGCAGAGGCGCGUGGGAGGAAGGUUGGAGUAUGUUCCCACACAGUAUUGAGGUCGUUCAUGUCCAAUUCAGUCAGCCCUUGAUUCCAGUCAUAUAAUAAUAAACCUCCUGUCAAAAAAAACCCUGCCUUCCCUGUUCCUUAUAUCAGGGUUCACAAAUACGCCAAAUUUGGCAUAUUUUACGCCAAAAUUGUCCAGAUGACUCCACUGAGGUUACAGAGGGAGUCACUUUGACUCGAAAAAUUUUUGUUAACAAACAGGGAGCCACUUCGACUCCAGAAAUUUUCGGUAACAAAAACAGUUUUGUCCUUACCUUUUUUGUAACAAAUACAAUUUGCGUUAAUUGUAAACGUUGUAAACCUUAAUUAAAUCAUUGAAAUUAAAGAAUUAUACUGCACAACAAAACAGGAAAAGGGUAAAUUACCAUCAAAGUUUUAUUGAUGACUGCCAUCAUGGAUUUGAGCUUUCCAGGUCAGCAGACCGCCACAGCUACUUCAUGCAUCCCUCACGAUAGUGUAUACAUGCCAUGACCACAUGCUGGAAAGCCUGAUACUUGACUCCAAAUAAUUAUUCCAAAAUGUUUCCAACAUUUGUGAAGCAGAAGUCACACCGACUCCACUCAUCAAUAAAAUUUGCAAACCCUGCUUAUAUUCUGGUUUAAUUGGUUUGUUUAAGCAUAAACUUCCUCAAAGUAAGUAGCAAAGGGGGAAAGAGAUCAAACUUUUUGUUGAUAUAAACAAAUUAGUGAAUGACCGGACAGACAUGAAUUAACAACAUUGUGUCUUAGAUUGUGACAUUUUAGCAUGGUAUGUGGUUCUAAAUUCUCAUAAUGGUUGGUUCGUAGCUUUGUGUCGAGAUUGACAGCAUUCUGAACGGUGAAGGAGGAGUGGAUGCUGAGGUACAAGCUAGCAUUGAGCAACUUGCCCAGAAGCUCUACGAUAAUGUAAGUUCCAGUGACCAACUCUGCGAUAUGCCAUGCUUUUAUUAGUUGAAACUGUCAUUCUUAAAUGCCAUUUUUUGGUUGAAGUGGGGUUUAAACCAGGAGGUGCUUAUUGAUUAAGGUUUCUUGACUGAACUUUAUAGGACAAAGAAAUGUUCUAUUUUGCUGAGGAUGUUUUUUUUUUACCACGGUAAAGGUGCGCAGUGCUAUCCAUGGGAUAAAUCAUUACCCUCUGGAUAGUGCAAUUGGUUUUCCUAUCUACAUGUAUAAUGUAUCUAUUACAGAUCAAAUUUGAUCUCAGGUUAAUUUUGAUUUAACCUAGGUUGAUUCUCAAUUUCCUUUGUCCUCUAGCCCCAGUAGACAAAGAAAAUCAAGAAUCAACCUACAGGUACAGUUGUAGGUUAAAAAUUUUUAACCUGACAACAAAUUUGACGUGUAACAUGUCCACUGGGGGCCAGGAGUAUAGUGAAAGGCUAAAACUUAAAUGAACAAAAAUGAUACACAUGUUGUUAGCUCCUGGAGACAGAUAUAACUGAAACUGAACUAGUAUAUUUUAAGCAGUCAAAGUUAAAUUGUUCAAGUGAGAAAAGAUAAGAGGGUCUCCUUAUUAUAUUAUCCUUACUGCUUGAAAAAUUGAAGUGGCUGUUAGGAAGCGCAUAUUCAGGUAUUCAGAAGGAAUUUGUUCGCUUUAAUGUACUAUGCCACCUUUUAUGACCAGGGUCCUUCCUUUCUUGUCUACUUAUACUUCCCAUUAUACUACUAGAUGAGAAAUUUCUGCAAUUUGAUUGGCUUAGAGCAGUGGUCUUUCAGCUUAAUUUGAAAUACCUACAUGUGAAAAUUACAAAACCUUUGUGGGUAGUAAUAUAAACAAAUAAUAGCACGAUUUGUACGUGACAUUUGACAUAAAUAACACUCUUGAUAUUUCAAAAUUGCCUCAAAUUUCUCUCGCCCAAUGGCUCAUGAAAUUACGUAGACAAUUUCAAAAUAUCCCUGGUGGUGUUUAUGCCAAAUAUCAUUACAAAUCACGCUAUUACCUAUACUAAUUUACUUUUUCAUUGACAGGAACCCUCUUGUGACACCAAUGAAAACACUGUCCAGCCUGUUGUUCCCUCUGAUGAGGCAGAUUUAUGUGAUAAACUGGUGUUUCCUGAGCUGAGUGAAUCAGAUAUUAACUGCUAUAUAGACCAGCAGGAGAAUGUAGCUGCACCUUACAUGGUUAAAAGUCCUGAACCCUGUGUUGUGCCAUCAAAUUUAGUAUCAAGCAAGCAACAGCAUUAUAUUCCAAGUCGGAAGCUGGAGGUGUUGAGAGAUUGUGUGGCAUACAUCUUUGACAACCAGAUAUCUGAGGCUAGGAAGGUAUUCCACUUAAAUAGUACCAUUAGAAUCUUCUUCUUAGCAGUAAAGUUAAACGUAUUAAAAUAAUAAAUUAAAUUUGCUAUGUAGGCAGUAGCUUGUGUGAAGUAGUGUCAUAUCUAAAAAAUUUUUUAAAAAGAAGGUGAUGAGACUUCACUUGAUUAUUAAGUUAAACCGUGAAUGGAUGAUACUUGACAAAUGGAAAGUACAUUCCACUGUAUUUUGCUGUUUUUAAAAUUAUGCAGUCAGUAAUUAGAGUGUGGUCCAUUCGUUACACACAUCUGACUGAGAUAACCCAAUUCUUUCCAAACAAUAUUGUAGGUUGAAUUAUUAAUUUCCCUUCUUCUGGAAAACCAUUCUGUUUUUUUUUUUAACUGAAAAGGUGCUGAAAACAGGUCUGCGACUCGUCAAAACUUAAUUCUUACUAGAAAUGCUAUAUUCAGAAAAAAAAAGUUAAGACCAUUCCUUUAUGAUUGUACUUUUUUAAUAAUUAUCAUAUUAGCGAAGGUUUUUUCUCUAUGACACAUAAAAGAAAGGCGAAAAUUUUGCCAAGGCAAGUGUCUUGAUCCUUCUCUUACUAGUUAUGGUGCAGGGAUACAUGACAAGUCUUAUACUAACUAUUUUUAGAAAAACAAAAUUUGUUUGGAUUGCUAGAAAUUUAUUAAAGAAAGAAAAAGCAAAAGGUUUUUGUUUAUCGUAGUCAAAUAAGGCCAUCAUGUUUUUUAUAUUUUGUUUAUGCUGAAAUAGUGUUUGUUACCUUUAACAGACUCUUGAAUCAGUGCUUCGAGCUCUCAAGUCUAAAGGCGCUCAGUUAGCCUUGUGCCAUGAACUCUCUCUUAGAGUAAAACAGAACAGAUCUUUGUUGGAGCAUGACCAGUUUGACUUAGUUGUCAGGCUCAUGAACAGGGCAUUAGAGGUUUGUUGUUGACUUUGACUGAUUCUUGAUUAUUUCUUGAAAACCUCUUAUUUUAUCAAAAUAAACAAAUUUAUUCACCCUUAUUAUUCUUUUGCCAUUCAUUUCAACUCUGUAAGUGCACAUAAAUGUCUACUUAGUCAGCCUUAUCUCCUGCAAUUAAUAUCAUCUGGUUAGUUACCAUAAAAUUCCGAAAAUAAGCCCUUCCAUGUAUAAGCCAUUCCAAAUAUAAACCUCCCAAACUCGUAACACAAAAAACCCUCCGUUAAAUCGCCCCUCCGAAUAUAAGCCCCCCGGGGGCUUGUACCUGGAAAUUGCCCUCAAAUACAAACUAAGAUAAAGCAAAAACGGUCAAUUUCCUUCCAACUAUAAGGCUAACCCAAUCGAUUUUGAAACGCAAAUUUCCCUCCAUAGAUAAGCCCCUCCAAAAAUAAGCCCCUCAAAAAGGGCCUUUGAAAAAUAUAAGCCACGGGGCUUAUUUUCGAAUUUACGGUAUUAUGUAUAACUCGGCCACUUUGAGAUGAAUGUGUAUUUUUACAGUGUAUCAUGCCUUAUCACAGAAAUAGAUAUGUGUAGUGGAAGCCUUGAGAGUACAGGAACAGGGCUGAAAAUAAAGAUUCACUGGUUACUAAUGUGACUGUUAAGAGAAAAAUGUCAAAGACAAGAAAACACUGUAACAUCCUACCAAUGAACUAGUAAUGUACCAGUCACAAAUGUGCAAACAGUCCUUAAGUAAACAAACCAACAUGCUGCACACAUUGAUAAACAUUGCAUGAAAAAAAAAAUGAAUGUAGAGGUAGGGGUCAAACUUCAACUAAUAGUAGGGUAUAAAUUGACAACCAAAAUUUUCCUAACAGUCACCACUUGAUGCCCGGAUGAAAAAGAUAAUUUCAAGCCCUGAAGAACUGAAGAGUGUGAUUUCUGUCAUUUAAUUAAAAUAAUACCUUCAUUUUUUAACUUCAGUGGUAAUCUUUCCAAACUGUCAUAUGUUUUGUCUGCAGGAUGAUGCCAGCAUGAGUAAUACUGAAGUAGCUGCAGCACUCUUGCCUCUCACUGCCACAUUCUGCAGGGUAAGAGGCUUUCCAUUCUAAUAUUUUGUCUAGAUCUUCUAAGAAAAGAAGGCUGGUGUAACAGGGGAUUUCCAAGUUACCCCAAGCCUCUGUUUCAAAGCGAGGUUAAGUAUGAUAGAUGCUUUUGAUGUUAAAAUGGCUUUUUAUUCUCGUGCAAUUAACAUAACAUAACUUAAUUAUUUAUGUAGCGCAAAAUACAUGGGUAUAUGAUCUAAUGCGCAACUAAAACUCAUUUUCACAGGACAGGGUUUGCACUUACCCUCAUUUUGAAAGUGAGAAUUUUUAGAACUCGGAAAUGGCUUACUUUGUUGUAAUGUAAUGUAAUGCAAUGUUGUGGAUUGGAAGAAAACAAGGUGCACUCUCUUUACAUAUUACAUGAAAACAGUAAGCUCAGACUUCAGCAUACAGUCAUGUACGAGGCACCACAGGCAGCUGCUAUCAGUCCAUUUAUGAGCUUACUGUAACCCACCCAUAGCCCAUGAUAUGAAUGAUGCGGGAAAGGUAGUGGUUGUUGUUGUUUGUGUCACACCACAUGAUUAUAACAGGGGUUAUAUUAGCAUUAUGCUGACUACUGGACUCUUCUUGAAGUGUUACAUACUUGUAGUAUAGAGCUAUUUCAACUGUUUUUGCUAGUGUGCCUUAAGUUUUCCAUUAACUCCGCAAAUGAAAAUUGUUUUGGUUUUGUUGCUAGAAACUCCAUGCUGGUGUUAUUCAAUUUGCCUACACCUGUGUCCAAGACCACCCAGUCUGGGAACGGCAGCAGUUUUGGGAAGAAGCAUUUUAUGCAGAUGUCCAGGCACAAAUAAAGCAGUUGUAUGUUGAUGACGAAGCUCCAAAGGCUAUAACUGAAGACACACUAGAUAGGAAAGACCAACGUAUAUCCCGCGCAAGCUUAACACCAGUAACAAAGCAUCGCAGCAUCUCAAGAAGCAGAGAUAAUCUUGCAUCUCAACCCAAGGAGUCUGGAAGUAGCAGUGAUCUGGAACAGCCUAAGCAAGCAGAGCAGAAGCCAGUGCCUAGUGCAUUAAGCAUUGCUGCUAAGCAGGUUUGUCAGAUGUUAAUAGGAAGCUUAAGCAAUGAUUACCGGGACAGCAAUGAGAAUGGCAAAAAAGGCAUUGGUUUAGAUUUGCCAAACAACAACUUUGCAUGUGCAUCAUCCUUUUUUGAAGAUUUCUUUAGGGUUGUUGCAUGACUACAACAUGAUACUUAAUGCUUACUGUAUGCAGGAUAUGAACACAAGACAACAAUUUUUUUUUCUUUUACCAAAAAUAGAUACAGGCCUUGAAAAUAAUCAACUUCAAAAUCCCCAGAAUUUGUUAAUUGAAUGAAAUGGAUUAAGAAUAAUAAAGUUUGAAACAAGGCAACUUUACUUGUCAAAAUGACUUUUUCGCUGCUGUUGCUGACAUGGUUGCUUAAGCUCUCUACCAUCUCAGUGCAAGACAGAUAGAAAUAUUAUACUGUCUAAGUAUCCUAGCAGUACUAUUCAUGCAGUGUUCUCCUUAUCAGGCGGUAACUGGUAAAAUUAAUGUCUCAAAGCAACACUUCUUACUGACUCCAACCGCUUGAAGUGUUACUAAAAUUAAAUAAGUUGUUUAAAAAAAUAUGGAAGUUGUGACCCAAGCCGAUCUGCAGCAUUAUUAUUGCGAAUAAAAGCUUUAGCUCUGCAAAAGUGGCCCUUGUUUGUUCUUUUCGCUCUAGCGGGAAGAACCACCACCAUCUUGGAUGUCGCAGUAUUAUGCGCAGUAGAGGGUGCGCAGUGCAAAACAAGUGACAGCAAAAUUCAGACAAGUGACAUGGCCUUGAGCUGAAACAGCAAGAUAAAACAAGCGAAAUGGUGACAAAACAGUAGAAGAAUACUGUUUUUUGACAGCAACGAGGAAAAUCAUAAAUACAAUAGUAAAAUGCCAACAGUGUGGCCUCAUCUUCAAUAAUUAUGCUAAACAGCAACUUAAAAUUCAGGCUAAAGACAGAAGUACCCUGCCUAAGAAGCCCUCAAUAGUUGAUGUUUACAAAAACUUGAAGUCCCCAUUACAUGAUUACUUGAAGAAUACUGUUAUUUAUAUGUCACCACCUGGGGUUAAUGUAACUGCACCAGAUGUCCACUUAGUGAACCAGCUUGCUCCAAGAGUUGUUACAAACUCUUUGCUGCUGCCACAAAAACACCAAGAAUACACCCAAGACAAGACGGCACAAUAAUUAGUAUAGAAGUACAAUGUUGUUAUUCUUUUAUGCUUUCCUUAGCUCAAGAAAUGGCCCAACUACUCCAAGAUGGAGCAAGACUUUUUGAUUAACAGUGAAGAGGGCAUUGUGUACAGUCAAGCAAUUCACUAUGCUAAUCGUAUGGUGUACAUGAGGAUACCUCUUGACGCUAGUGAGAAGAUGCCUGCACCCACUCCUGUGCCCACUCCUGUAACAGGUUUGGCCUUUUUAAUACAAACUCAAAAUGUCUCUUGUCUCUUCUCUUGAUACAUUAUUUUUUAAUCAAUUAAUUUUAUUUUGUUAUUGUCUCACCAAGAAUGACAUGUAUUUUGUAAUGGUAAUAGGACUGAGUGGACUUCUAUUCAGUCUAUAAUCUUGUGAAUGAUUAACAAAAUAAUUUGCAGUCAUCCGAUUUGUUGAAUCGCGAGUAUUGGAUGACAUGGAAUUCUGUUACCAAUUUAUCAUAACUGUACCAAAUUUUGUGAUAUUUUAAGCUUUUGUAGGAUUAAAACACAAAAAUUAAUAUUCUUCAAGCAUUUUUAGUUAAAUUUAAAAAACAAAUCCCAUUAAAGUGCCAUGCAUAAUGGCACUUAGUUACUUAGACAUGAUGCGAACUGUCCUAGUAUACUAUCCUAUUAAUGCUGAAAUCAGGGAGGCCAGGAUAGCCAAUUCCUAUAGAUUGGGGAAUUUUAUUAUAGUUAAGAUUCAACAAAUUUUGGGAACAAGUUCCUGUUAUUUUUUGUCCAGGCUUACGUAAUAAUGUGUACAGCUGUAGCGGCUUUGAUUUACUGACAUUUUGAAUUUUAGGUUCAAUUCAUGUGGAUGGUGAGGGGUCUGUGAAUGGUACCUAUGCAGAAAGUAUAGUAAAUGGAGGGACAGUUGGUAUGUAUUAAUUUUUAAUUCUUUGCUUGAAAAAACCCAAGUUUUAGUUUCCUUCUUUUGUGAGCUGUAACAACUGUGGAUCAGGAAAUUCUCACACACAACUGGGAGCCAUGUCAAGUUUAACCAUACAGCCUGACCUUCAUUACAAAACAUUGUAAUAGUACAACAGAGCAAAAAAGGGGAAAUGCUCCCUAGAUUGCAUGCUCUGACAAAAUAUACAAACACCAAACAACGAUCAUAAUGAAAACUCCUGGCCAACAAAGGCCCACAGUAAUAAAAGAGACGCUAAAUGACCUUGAGAGGUAAUCACUUAAAACUACCCAGCUUGAAGGGUGGGUGAGCAGGAGGUACAUGUAAGGCAACAGCAAAUAGCAACAAGAAAACUGGUACGUUUCAACCAACCAUGUGACUAGACCCCCUGCACACUAGCACCCAGACUCCCAGAUGAGUAUGAGAAAAGUGUUUUCUGCUUCUUUCAUUCCUCAGCUAACAGAAAACAACACUUCUGUUCUAUUAAGUUCAUUAUUAUACCGUUAAGAGUGUCAGUGGUGGAAGGCUAUUUGCCUUAGGCUUGAACAGCAUGCAGGGGUUUAGGGUGGUGGGUAGAGGGGUUGGCAUUUACCUUCAACCUUUUUAUCAGGCUUGGAAGGUGAGGCUUAUGGGUCCUGGGACUUUUUUGCAUGUGGGUUUUUGUACCAAUAGGGAGCUUAAGCAACAGUGAUGACGAUGGCUACGAAAAUAUACUUAAAUUCACGCUACUUCAAACUUUAUCACACUUACUCCAACUUGUUCAAUUUUUCAAAUGUUGGAAAAGUUUUCUAGAGUUGAAUUCUAAAAGACUCUAUCAAAGUUCAGGAAAAGAAAAAGAAAGUCAAUGUGUUGUGUUCACGUCCUUAACAAAACGUGAAAUUAGGCAUAUGUUACGUAACGUUAUAGUCGUGCAGCAACGGCAAAGAAAUGUACAAAAAUGGUGAUGCACGUGCAAAGUUGUCGUUUUGCUUGCUAAACCUAUUGGGCCAAAUAUUUAAAUGAAGUCUAACUUAAGCCAUGGUUUAAAGAAUCUUUGAACCUCCGGAUCUUCUCCUUGGUGGGUUGUUUUAAGAAGAUAAAUGUUUUUCUAGUCUUCUCUAUAUGCUUUAAUAAAACUGUACACAGUAAAUGAUGUUUAGAUGAAAUCUUUGGGUAAAUUGAAACUGACUUAGAACGUGGUUUUGUUAAACACUGGCUAAACUACGGUUACAUAUCUGGCCCACUGCUUUUUUGCCAUUCUUAUUGCCAUUGCCGUCACCAUUGUUGUUGAUUAAGCUCCCUAAUGAGUGUGUCUCCUCCAAUGCAAUCCAAGUCCAGCCUAUGAGGGAAAUUUUUUAUGCUACUAUCAACCAUAAUAAAGGUGACGUCCAAGUGCAGACACCAGUGCUGGGGUAGAUGCCUCCAGACCAUUGACAUUGCUUCCUGACUAAUUUUGCAUUAAAUUUAGACUGCUAAAGCUGGUCUUGAAAUUAAUGUAUAAAUAAUUGGGGUCUGCCUUUGAGAGAGGUCAAUGUCAUGAUGAUUGUGUCUUGCAUCUUUUAAUGUUAUUUCAGCAAACAGUGAAGUAGGAAGCUGCAUCACAGAUAGCGGGGGAUGGGAUAUGUACAUGGAUGAUGAAGAUGGUGGGACCAUUGCUGAUCAAGUGACAAAAUUUGUCUGUCGCUUUGUGGACCGUGUUGGCACUGAGGCUGGGAUUAGUCAGGAACACUUAAAGUCUCUGUAUACAAUGAUUCCAGGUCAGUUGGACUGAGAUAACUUUGACUUUUUUCCUGGGGUGAUAUAGCGACAAUUGAUUGAUCCAUAGCUGUCAUUAAUUAUUUCCAUCCUAAUAUACUGAAGGAGUUGUGGGUUUCUUCACAACUGUUACAGGGUAGCUCUUUGUAUAAAGACGUUUGUAUAGGUUAUAGCAUGAUUUGUUGUGAUAUUUGGCAUAAAAUACCACGACUGAUAUUUCAAAAUUGUUAUACGUAAUUUCCCGAGCCAUUAGGCAAGUGAAAUUUGAAACAAUUUUGAAAUAUCACAAGUUGUAUUUAUGCCAAAUAUCACAUACAAAUCAUGCUAUUAUUUGUUUAUACUACUACCCAGGAAAGGUUUGUAAUUUUCACAUGUAGGUAUUUCAAAUUAAGCUGAAAUACCACUGCUCUUAGCCAAUCAAGUUGGAGAAAUUUCUCAGGUAGUAGUGUAAUAGGAUGUAAUUAUCUCAAGACAUGAUGUUUCUGUAUGGGAACCAGUGAUGGAGCCAUCAACCCACACAUACUUACAUAUACAUAGUAAUAUGUUCUGUGUUAACACCCUUUUUUUUGUUAUGUUUAUGGUCAAACAGGUGUGGUUGCCAUGCACAUUGAAUCAUUGGAGCCAGUGUACAGGGAGUACAAAAAUCUGGCUCCAAUUCAAAAGGUGAGCAACAGUUAAUAACGUCACAUCGACUGCAGAACCAAAAAAAAAAGAAAAGAAAUGAUGCAUCAGAAGCUAAGAGGAUUUGCACCGAAUUGUGGGCCAAGGGCACCAAAAUAAUGUUUCGAAGUUAGUAGAGUAAUUUUGUAAUGGACAAACAGGCGGUAAGUAGAAACAUUUUUGCUGUGUAGUGAACUUAAAAUUUAUUUUACGUGACUAAUAUUUCCUAUGUAAUGCGAGUUUGGAAGUUUCUACAAGUGUAAGUCUUUUUAUAGUAUGACUUGUACUGAGUUUGUUAUCACUAUCAUUGUCACUACCACUGGGUCUUGUUCUCCUAUCUCGCUGUUAAAAUGUCUUUAUGUGAAUUUUUUACCCAUGUAAAGUACCACAUUAGUAAAACCAGUUUCAAAAAUGGGAAUCAUUCACAGCUAAAUGACAAUUUUGCUUGUGUUAGCCUUUUAUUUAAGUCAUAAGUGAGAGUCCCAUUUCAAAACAGUGUGCACAAAAUUCAGUUUAUAGGCACAAGACAGCAAAAUUCUUUGAAAAGCCACCAUUUUCGGGGGUGACUGUUUUUCGUUAAUUUUAUUGGUUAGGGAAAGUGAGUGGGUGACGCAGUCGCAUCACUGCCACCCCUCCCAACAUGCUGUGACUGUCCCAUGUUUGUCACUCACCGCAGGCCAAGAUCAUGAGACCUGACAUGCUUCAAGGGGAGGAAAUGCUAAGUGAUGGACUGCGUGCCUACCUUGUGCCUGAUGGCCGGGAGCUGGGCAAGGGAGGAGAAGGGCCAUGCCUACUGCCAGCAGAAGGUGCUGUAUUCUUGACGAACUACAGGGUGAUUUUCAAGGGAACUCCUGUAGAUCAAUUUGGUGAGUUUGUGCAGCAGUGUUCUAUUUUAAUGUAAGCAGCCAAGAUACAUGUAUGCUAUUGUCAAUGCAAGUUUUUAAGUUCUGCCAUAAUGAUAUUGUGGCUAGCAUUGAACCUGUGAUUCACAGGUCUGUUGUUUCUAGCCUGGUCUCUCUUGCCAUGUUGUAAGUUUUAAAUAAUAGGCAAUAAUAAUAAUAAUAUUAUUAUUAUUAUUAUUAUUAUUAUUAAUUGUUGUUUAAGUAAUCAGACACCAUUUGACCUCGCUGUUACUUUUGAGACAUGAACCAUCAUGACUGCUUAUUGACUGGGCUAUCAUUACUUUUCCAUAAUAACUGCAACAAGACCCUCAGACAGGGCUUUAGGUGACUUAUCUAUUGAAUAAUAUUACGUGCACCUAAUGCACCUUAACGUCUUUACUUUUGUAUAGAAAAGAGUAAAAGUAUAAUUAAUGUAAGUAUUGUAAUUGUUCUGUUCAGCAUCAGAGAUGAUUGUGACUAGAAGCUUCCCUGUGGGUGCGCUAAUAACUCAAAAGAAGAUUGGAGUUCAGUAUAUGCAGCAUUUGGGCCAAUGGCUUCAUGAAUGCAUUCAGCUCCGAUCUAGUACCUUUCAGGUCAGUCUGUGGUAGAUUUUCUUUUUCUAUUGUAUGGUUGUGUUUAUUUGCUGGGAUUAUAUUUUCUGGGUACUGAGAUCAAAGCAAUUUUUCUUUUAUAGUAUAGUGAACCUGUUGCUGUUGUUUUUGGAAUGACGCCUUCCUACAGAAACUAACAGAGAGAAAAACUUGAAGCUUUCACGCUUACUGCAAGGGCUUACUGCUAGCAGCUCAUUUGCAUGGCCCUUUGAAUUUAAGUAGUAUUUAUAUUACCGUUGCAAACCGUAAUAUCCAUUUUUUUUUUAAACCUCGUUAGUCCCAUGCGCCAUGAUAGAGUGUUGAAAUGGUGACCAUGACUUUAGUAAAUGUGUCUAGUAAACUAUGAUGUAUGUGUUAAGUGCUUUUUAAGGUAACUCAUUAAACUUCCUUGUAAAGAAUAGUCCAAGUCUAGCAAAUGGAUCGUACCUAAUAUUUAGAACACUGAGUUUUGUCAAACUUAACAAUUAUGAGGUGGGUUGUUGGUGUUCUUCUCUGGCAGAUGAUGAAACUUGCAUUUGAUGAAGAAGUUGAACAGGAAGUCAUUGAGACAUUCAGAAAGAAACUCCAGAAAAGGCAUUUACCAAAUACAGUAUUCGGUUCUUUUGCUUUUUGUGGCAAAGGCAUUGCAAGGACACCAACUGUUGUCAUUCAAAAGCACAUGGAGAGACAAGGGACUCUCAAAAAAACAAAGAACAAACUUGUAAAUGCCUCAAGGCAUAAGACAAGCCAAUUGAGGGGCUCACUUCGGAAACGAAGACACCGACACAAUGAUGUAGACAGUCAAAGAUCCCCUAGCGGAUCAUUAACAACAGAUGAUGAUGAUUCUGUUUUGGAACUUAAUGACAUUCCUCUCAAAGUGGAACCUGUUGUUCAGGGAGUUGACAGACUAAGCAAACUAUCAUACUGCAAUGACUACUCCCGUCUGAAGUUGGGAAACAUUGCUAAGGAUUCACCAGUGGGUCCUUGGAGGAUAUGCAUGGUCAAUGUAACGUACACAGCAUGUCGAAGGUGAGUAUACAUUGUAAACCGUUUUUUUAAAUUUUGGUUCCAGUAGGGUCCAACCCAGAAAUGAAAGAAAUAAAAUAAAUAUGUCACUUGGUACCUGUUAACAUAAUAAUGAAGUCAAAUGAAGAAUGAUCCUCGCAGUUGUUAACACAAUUUAUGCAAUUGCAUAAGAAGCCUGAAAAAAUUUCAGGACUUUUUCAGGCUUGCAUAAAUCGCAUUCACAACUGUGAGGAUCAUUCUUCAUUUGAUUUCAUUUCCGCGUUUAUUAUAUGAUUAUUUCAUAUAUAUCAUUCACAUAAUAAUGAAGGUUCCCUGAUCCACCGUGGGGAUGCCAAUUUUUUAUAUACCAUGCUUUGGAAAAUGCAUUGGUAUACGUCUACCCCUGACACCCUGUCUAUCCUGUUCCCAGGGUUAAUUGACCUUUUCUGCAUUCCAACUUGGCCUUGGGUGGACAAAAUACAGAGACUUAUAUGACAUUGUCCUCUCAGCCACAACCUCAUUUGUUUAUGUUUGCUUACCAGAGGGGAAUUCAGAAAAGGUCUGUAGGCAGGCUGUCUUUGCCAUGUAAAUGGCUUGGCCAGGUUUCUAUCAGCUAGCCAAAAUGAAGCCUUUAAAAACAUGGUGGCAGAAAAUUUGCAUCAUAGAAAAUUGUCAUUGUCGCCUACCAGAAAUAUGUACUGGACAUGGUAAUAGUGAGUGUGAUGACUUCAAGUGAAUCAUGGAGGAGGGCCACAGGCAUGCAAAUUGUUUGUUUUGUAGUCUUGUUCUCGUUUGUUGUGCUUAAUGACUACUAAGAAGUUGAAUUUUCUUGUACCAGCAUUCACUUGUCAAAAUGUUUCCCCAGUCCUGACGGUUACAAAGCUUGAAACAUUCUUGUAGUUAAAAUCAAAGUGCUACACUGAAUAAUAGAGCAGCUUUUUAGGAGUUGUUUGGUGUAAGUGUAACGUUGUUGGACACCAAUAAAGGGCGUUGCAACAUUGUGUUUUUGUUGUACUAUUGUAUAGCAUAUAAAAACAGUUUGUAACUUCAAUUUACAGUUACCCAUCAGUAGUGUUAGUACCACACAGCAUUUCAGAUGAUAGCAUUCUACGAAUAGCUAGGAAUCACCGCCAAGGAAGAUUUCCUGUGGCAGUAUGGAGGCAUCAGUAUAACAAAGCAACAUUGCUUAGAGCAGGAGGCAUUGAGAGAAGCACUAUAGGGUCAAUUAUGAGACAGACCAAAACUGUGAGUGGCAGCGGUGUGACACAUCACGCCAUAUCUUCAUCAGCUUCUGUUGAACAGGAGAAAUAUUUUGCUGCAGUAGGUAGGUACCCACUGGCAUGCAAAGCCUUCCCUUGCCUGUUUUCAAACUGAGGGGAACUGGGCACAAGUCCAUGUAUUAUGUGAUUAUUAACAGAAAGCCAACAAAGACAGAAAGAUCACACUGAGUUUUACAAAAUCCUCAAGGGUGAUGUUUAUCAGGCCAAAUUUUGAACAAGAUACAGCCAUUCAAAAUCUCCAAAAAUUUUUGAUAAUAAUAUUUAUAUAUUGAGACACCAGGCAACUAGUAACUGGGAAUUUCUCAGUUUUGAACAGCUGUCUCUUGUUCAAAUUGGAUUUCAUAAAGAUCAGUAUACUCUUUCUGACUUUGUGGUUCUUGUGUUGUGUUGUGUCAUUUUGGUUUCAACAGUGCUUGAGAUGUCCAGAAAAGGAGACCUCAUGAAAUCAAUGAAUAAUGCCACAGAUUUUGCCACUUAUUUAAUAGCCUUGUUUGAGUUUUUGCAUGAAGGAAAAACAGAGACAUUUAAAGGUUAAAGGUUUUUUUUGGGUGGGAAGUGCACUUAGCUUAUCCAGCUAGUUUGCAGGCACUCUACUCAAAUAAUUCUGAAACAAAUGAUGCAAAUAGGACAUAACAGUAUUAAAAUCGGGAACUGGCAGGAGACAACCAGUUGGCUAUUUACAAGCGUAGCUGAAGAUUUGAACUCGGGAGGACCGAGAACAAAUCCAGCAAGUGGCCAGAGCAGGACUCAAACCCAGGACUGCCGGGUUAAGAGUCCGACGUGGUGACCACUCGGCCAUGCUAUCUCCCUACAUCUUGUCGAAAUAGCAGCCCUUCUCAGUAGCUAUAUGCCACCAUGAAUAGAGGUAAAACAUGUGAGCUCUUGUAUUUGUUGUGAUCAGCUGAGGGUAUAAGGUUUUAAGAAGGCGGUGUGGCUGAGCAGUUAGAGCACCGGAAUUGCAACUCAGAGGCCCAAGUUAAAUCCUUUCCCCAACUGCUGGCUGGAGUUGUUCUUGGUAUUCCCAAGUUGUAACUCCUUGGUCAUGUUUAUAAAUAGCCAACUUCUUUGCCUCCGGCCAGCUGGGAUUCUUACCUGUGAUAUUUAUUUUCAAAUGUUUUUUUUUUCUGUCCUUAUUUGUGGACCCAAAUAAAAACGACUGGGUUACUAGUAAUUUUGUGACCCCAUCAAUUAGCCACCAAAAGUAGAUUUCAUUAAGCUUCCCAUCUCAGUUAGUAAUAUCAAUUUCUUGUAUUUUGCCAACCAAUGCAGUACCAGAAACUAUUGUUAAUCCUUUAAGGUUGCACUUAGCCAGCAAGCUAUGCCUUUUGCUGCAGUGCAUCCUCAGCUUUAAAAUCUUGUGAUAUUAAACGUUACUCACUAUAAGUUGUUGCUAUCUUUAGUGGCAGCCACACCCCUGGGAAAAAGUAAGAACAUUGCUCGUGCCAGCUCACUCCACCAUGGAGUUGUCCUGCGAGAUGGUUUUUUCCCAGACGAGGUUGACUCUGGUCAACUUGUUGACAAGACUAUCUUGAGAAAAGGAUGGGAACCAGCCGCCCUCUACAUCUUUGGUGACAAGUCUUUAUUAAGGGUAGGUUUGCUCUACCAUAUGAACAGGUCAAAGCAAUCUACAGCUAAAGAGAAUAUUGUUUCAGAUCAACAAUUGUCAUUUGUCUGGAAAAGAUUAAUGCAGGGGGAAGAGAUCUUUCAAACCAUGCCUGUAUGAGCAGGAUUCAGUCAAGGAGACCGGAGAGGAAUGCAAUGUUUGACUUUGAAAACUUAAUGAAAAUCCUUUCCCCCAACCACCUGCACUUCCCCCCAUCUAAAAGCUUUCCCUAACACCUUUUUUCACCGAAGUGAAACCCUAGUAAAUGCCCAGCGAAAGAAAAAAAAUUAGGCAAGAAAAGCAAAAGAAGAGGGGAGGAGAGAAAGUGAAAGUUAAAAUUCAAAAUUUGUGUUUUUGUGCACACCCAAUCUUCGAAAGGCAACAUUUAGCAUCUUGAUCAGAAGACUGUGAAGUGCUUGUCAUACAAGUGACGUUUUGGUUGUUUAUAGCCAGACAGUCACCAGAAAAUGGAUCGAUUGUAUUUUCCGAAGGCAUUUUUCAGCAAAAUUCCCAGAAAUGAAUGGGUUAAAGAACUUGACCCCAACGGACAAGUGCCAGCAGCCUUGGGGAAUGAUUCAUUAUCUAUUUUUUCUCUAAUAGUUCUGCAUUUGGUUCUUCUCCCCAGAACGUUAAGCAAGAAGCGUAUCCCAAGUGUGAGUUUGUUCCGAUCGAGGUGAGACAUGAAAAGCGUUCAAUAUUCUUGUCACUUGAUGGGAUAAUUUUAUAUUUCCAAGAAAAACCAAGUAAAAAAUAUAAUAUAUUACUCUGCAAAGGUGACAUGUUUUUGGCAGUGGCAGAUCCAGACCUGGAGAUAAGGGUGUGGGGGUGGGGGGGGGACGGUCAUCCAGACCCUUAGAUAAGGGAGGGGCCGGUCUCCCAAAAAAUUUUUUUUGCCCCUUUGGGCCUCAGUUUGGUCUAAAAAUAAGGGGGAGGGCUCAGGCCCCCUGGGCCCCUCCCCUGAAUCCACUACUGUUUGGAAUGUAAUUACUUGAAAGGCUUCAUUAGAAUGACUACACAUCAUAGAAUUUUGCUCACAGCUAAAAUUGCACAACAUCAUGAUUUACUUCUACUGGGAGAGAAAGGAUUGAUUGAAUUCAGAGGACAGCGUUAUUUAUGUUGACAACAUUGAUUUCGGUUCCUCGAAAGGUGGUUAAGUUUAACCCAGGAUUAAGCCAAAUUUCAAGCAUGGUUUUCUCGUCUAAGAAUAUGCAACUCGAGGUUACAAACUGCUGUUGAGCCUUUAGUACGAGAUACAGAAAUGAUAACACAAAAUGUUACCCUAAGCAAUACAUAGGAAGAUAAAAUAUAAAAACGGAACAAAAUUUUAAUCCUGGAUUAAUGCUAAUCGGCCUUUCAAGAACCGGGCCCUGAAGGUCACAGGUUCAUCUCCUAUUGGCAGUACUCAGAUUUUUUCUUCUGGGCUGCCUGUGUCACUGACUGAAUAACAUCUUUCUCAAAAUUGAACUAGAUGUUGAAUAGCAUUGCCCAAUGUGUUUUUCCCCAGCUUCCUGACAUCAGGGCAGUGAGAGCAAGUUUCAAGAAGUUCCAGCGAGCUACUUGUCCCAGUACAGAGACAAACCUGAGCUUCAUUCAACAGGUUGAGGAGUCUGAAUGGCUUCCACAGGUUCGUGAAUGGCCAUGCAGAGUGUGUAGGGGUUUUUAGAAUCAGAGAACAAGAACAUUUUUUGUGAAAGUUAGUCACAGACAAUAAUUGUCAAAAUAUCAGUUCAAUAAUUGGUUAAUGGCCAUCUCAUUGCAACUAAAGGAAUACCACCCUCCAGUAUUCUCUUGGGUUGCAUUCCUUUGGGAUGACCUGGUCAGCAAUUCAAGAUCACUCGCAUCGUGUUGGGUUAAAGGAACCGAUGAAUCCUUUCCCAGAGUGGAUUCUCAGAUAAUUAAUCCUGAUUCGGAUUAGAUUCUAUUGGAAUUCACCAUCUUGGCACAGACGAUAAUGCAUCUUGUUUGCCCUCCAAAAUUUUGCAAGACUAUUGUUUCCAAUUUCUCCUGGGUCUUACAGUCGUCCUAAGAGAAAUCCAAGACAAUGGUUAUGCAAAAUGUUGGGGGGUAAACAUGGUGCAUUGUGGUCUAUGUAAAAAUAGUGAAUGCGCCCUUUCAUUUUUGGACCGUUUUUUUGUGAGUUACACGAAGGUGUUUAAGCCUCGCUCAGACUCCUCUUUGUUUAAUUUUACCCAUUAAUUAUGAACUCUUUCAAUAGUUAUCUGCAAUCAUGACAGUUGCAAACUGUUUUGUUGACCUGAUUGACAUCCAAGGAUCUUCAGUGCUUGUCUGCUUUGAAGAUGGAUGGGAUGCCACCGCUCAAGUAAGUGUCCAGUCAUUGUGGUUUUGUUUAUCACAGUAUUACGUGUCAAUUUUGUUGUGGGGAAAUCUACAGUGAGGGACAAAAGUGUUUAGAAACUUCUGUAAAAUGGCCUUUUUUUGCAUAGUGGACAUACGUAUCCCUUUCCCCUGUGUACCCCCACCCCCUCCCCCAAAAUCAAUGUUGUAUUUUAGACCCUUCAAACAACAUUGAUUCGGGGGUGGGGGAUUUACGGCGUUUAAAUAGCAUGAAAUAAUAAAUGAAUGAAAUUGUUGAUAAAAGUGCCCGUUUUAGACAAGUGUUCCUGAUUGUACCGAAAACUAGACCGCGAGUAGUCUCUCUUUUUCUUCAGAUUUAGUGAGGGGGGUGCAUGCACGCGCGAGUGUCGAGUGGCAAAGCCGCGAAACGCGAGAAACGAGGGCGCCUCUCCCGUCUCCUAACUUCAGCCACUCGUGUUGUCAUUUAAGUGUCUCACGCGUUUCACUCUACGGACUAAACAAAAAGAGAGACUGCUCGUAGUCUAGCGAAAAAAGAAGUUGCUUUGAAAUGAUGCGAUAUGCUGAAUCUUUCCAUUCCUGGCUCAGUUGUCAACAUCUUGAAGGCAGACUUCAACCUCAUACAUUCUAACCUUAACUCUGAGUAGAAUUUCUUCUACGCAUUUGUUACUCCCUUGGCUGUUUUCGGGUACAGGUGAUGUUGGUUGUCCAAUGAUUUUUUUGUUAUUCAAUAACUGACCUCAAUUUUCAGAUAUAGAAAAAAAUAGUCCAAGUUUGUUAUUCGCUAGCUUGUAUUGAAAAAUUAGCCAGUGGAAUUAAACCUAUCAGAAUCAUUAAUAUUUAUCCUUACUGUCUUUCCCUUUGAUUUCUUCCUUUAUUUAGGUGCUGUCUCUUGCAGAGCUCAUGCUUGAUCCUCACUAUCGGACAAUAGAUGGCUUUAAACUGCUGAUUGAAAAGGAAUGGCUAGCAUUUGGCCACAGAUUCACUCACCGUGGAAAUCAAACUGCCUCAGCACAAGCUGGAUUCACACCAGUAUUCUUACAGUUUCUAGACUGUGUUCAUCAGGUAUUUGUUUUGCUUAGAAUGAACCUCAAAGCUGUUAUUGAAAGGCAGUACUAUAUGUACUUGAGAAUAUUUUAUCAAUAAACCGUUUUCACAUUGCCACACAUUGUUUUUGUCAAAAAAUCUUUAUGUAACAGUCUAUUCACUGCAGUGGGGAUUUUUGCACAAUUAAUUGUGUGCAGAAAGUCGAGUUCAAGAAACAUACACUACAUACAGGGUAUAAUGCAGAAUGCAUCUUGUGCAAACUAUGGCAUUUUUGGUAGUUGAAAUGGAAGUGUCUGUAAUUAAACAACGAUGAUGAUGAUAAUAAUGGUGGUGACGAUGACGACGAUAGUGGUGGCGGUGGUGGUGGUGGUAACAACAAUGACAAUAGUAGUGUCAUUGAUGAUGACGAUGGUUUCUAACGUAAAAGUAAUGUUCUUUCUUAGAUCAUGCUCCAAUUUCCUUUGUCGUUUGAGUUCAAUGAUCACUUUCUGAGUACCAUAGCAUACCACCAUGUUUCUAUGAGAUUCCGAACCUUCCUUCUGGAUUCUGAACAUGAACGAAUGGAGUCUGGCUGGAUGGUGGAAGAGGAUGGGAAACCAAGAGGCAAAUCUUUAUGGGAUUACAUGGAUUUUCAGAAGAGCAGAUCACCAUUGUACAACAACUUUCUCUAUUCACCUGGUCUACACAAGGUUGGUCAUUUUACACGAAAAACCGCCAUGGUGCAUGAUCACUUAUUAUUCACUUGUGGAAAACAAGAGAAACAGAUAGUUUUAGAAAUUAAAAAGGGAAACACAGAUCGAAGUGUUGUUCCUUGGGAAGAAGGAGAAUCUUUAUCUCCGUUUCUGUUCCUCGCCCUCUUCCUCCCCGAUUUAGCCAUCAGCAAGAGAGCUUGCUUACAGGCGAGUGGAGAGUCCAAAAUUAUUUUCAUAAUCUCAGAUUCUUUGAAUUCACUAGGAUGAAAGGAAUAAUGUGUGCCUAAAUCUAGAUUUAGGUUUCAUCAAAUGUAUCCACUCGGAGGGUGAUUUUUUUUUAGAUUAAUUCCGAUCGUAUUUUUCUAUGAGAAGCGCGCUCUAAAUUGUCUAAGGAUGAUUAGCAAUAUAUAAGACCUCUAAAUAGCUAACAAGGCUGAUGUUGUUGUUGUUGUUGUUGUUGUUGUUGUAGGUUUUGCGGCCAUUCUGCAAAGUACCCAAUUUAAAGGUGUGGAAGUAUUACACAACAGAGAAUCUGUCAACAGGUCCAACAUACGACCUGGAGCUGAUUAAUAACGUCACAACCACCACAGAAAAUGAACAACAGAGUGGUGAUGGAAGACAGGUACUCUUCUUGCAAGAGCCAGUGUCAGUGUGCUCAUCCUUCUUGUUGAUAGCGAGCUUCCUAAUGAUUUAAGGAUUUAAAGCUACGGUAAAACGGACAGCAAAACGUGCAACAUUGCUGCAAAACGAUUCGACAAGGAAAUAUUGCGCGUUUUACCUCCCACGUUGAAACCCGUAUUGCAGUAAAUCAGGUUGCUGCUUGCAAGUUUCAUGAAUACUGACUCUGACUGAAUAAAAUUACGAGGGAGUCACUGUGUUACGUCACUUGCUGCAAAACAAGUUUACCUAACGGGUAAAGCAUACAACCUGUUCAAAUUUUGUUGCAAGUAAAGUAGAAAUACUCUCUACUCUGUGCAACAACGUUUUGCAGCCUGCAGGAGGCUGGGUUGUUGAGAGACAGGUUUGAACGUGGGUGGUGAAACGUACAUUUUUUUGUACAUUUUUGUUGCCCGUUAUACUGAAGCUUAAGAGCGGUCAGUAUCAAAGCAGAUCUUCACAUUCUCUGUUCUUUGUUCAAUGAUAACUAUCACUUGAUUGCGAGUUAUUUUUGGCUGGAAACCCGCUGUCACUCUCGCCCCUUGUAAGGGAAUCCAGAUUCCGGAAUCCGGGAAAUCUUUUCUUGUGAAAUCUGGAAUCUUGGAAGUGGAAUCCGGAAUCCCGCUAACAAUUGGAACCUAAAUUCCACUGAUGAAGAAUCCGGAAUCUAAUUUAUGAAUGUAUAAAAAUCGUAUAUGAGAACUGCAGGGUGAAGAAAUAUGGAAUCUAGUACCUGGGAUCUGGAAUUCAUGGCGUAGAAUCCAGAAUCCAAGACUGUCUUGGAUCCCCUCGCAUGGUGCAAGUCAUUCACACGCUGUAAAACGAAGACCAAAAACGGUCAGAGGUUAUUGAGACAAUGACUGGUUUUUGUCUUUAUUUCUAGGAAACGUAUGGAAGCUGCAUGUCUGGUGUCUAUGGUGACGUCACGCAAUUUUCAAAUGAUGAGUGUUCAUGGCUUCUUCAAGAACUGUACAGACUAGAGGAAGAAGCAGAUCAAAAACCCAAGAAGUGGGAACAUCACUGGCACGGCCUGUCAUGUCCUCCCAGAAAGAGAUUGGUGAGCUGUAUUAAGAGACAAUACGAAGUGUUGGUGUCAGUGCACCAGGCAUAAUGUUUUGUUUGAAAAAUUCCAAAACUCAGAGCACCCCGAUCAAAGAACUCCAAUCCUGUGAUACUUCUCCCAUUUUCGAGCAUUUCCGGGCAAUGGGUCACGACAUCAACCAACACAUAAAAGUUCUAUCUGACGAAAACAACACCAUUAAGUGUGGCGUCAAGGAGGCCAUUGCUAGCAAACAAAGUUAAGGACGAGGGACUGGGCCUACUAGCAAUUUACAAUUCUCUCUUGGGGAUACGUAACACGAUACGUAACACCUUCUCUGUUACACAACGUAACGCUUCACAACGCUGAUGAAGUUCAAACAAUUCGGACGAAAUAUUCGUUGUUUGUCUCAAAUUUUGCUCUUAGUUUUGAAAUUUUCUCUACUAAAAGAUUUAAUGUCUUCACAAGAGCAUGUGAAAAACCCUUUUGGUAAGGCAUGAAGUUGUUUCCUAGGAGUUGCAUUGUGUCUCUAUAGUACAUUCCAUGUGGAAAAGAGUAGUUAUUAACCUUUAUUCGUUAGUUGCUACCCUAGUGGAUUAAACUUAAUCAGCAAUCAGCGGUUGGUGGAUUCCCUGCGUAUGAUAUGGUACUUUCAUCCAAAUGAAUUCGAGGACAGCAAAAACUAGAAAAAAUAGUCCCAUUUACCAGCUGAGCUUUAUGGUGCCUUUCAAGGAAAAGCUCUUUUAAAAAAUAUUGUUUGCAAACACCCAAAAAUACAGAAAUUAUGUAGUAGUGUUGGAAAGCUGAAAGUGCAGCUGUAAAAUGGAGGGAAAGUGGAGUAGAUAUACCCCUUGUGGAUUACCGGUGCUGUUUCAGUUUUCAUUUCUCAGCAGUGACCAUUUACCAGAGUACUACAGGUCCCUAUUUAGCGGGUGGGUGGGGGGUGUCUUGUUUUUGCGGACUGGUGUAACCACCAAAUGAGGUAAUACAAUACCCACACUACAAACAAAAGCGAACCAACAAUGGUUUCCGCAGGGCCAAUAUACAAACCCGUUUUAGUCAUCAGUUGAGUGGGCAAGCUGCACAUGCGGGUAUGGCGAGAAUGGACGAAGUGAAAGGCCGCUUGUCAGCGCGACAAUUCUGAUGGCUUCCUAGCUGUCUAGCAGCCUCUAGAUCUUCAUUUCCAUUACUUUGCUUGCAGCCUUGGGUCUUGAACAGAAGGUGGAAUACCCAUCAACGCCUGAACUUUCACAAAAAAGGUACCAUGGAGGUCAUUCUUAAGGUAUGUCAUCUUAAUCAGUAUUUGUGCUAAUUACCGGUGCACUUGCGAAGAAAGAGAACCGAGUUUCCACGGGGAUUUUGACACAAUCCCUAGGCCUUCUGUAGAUUGGAAUCCCACUCACUUUGCUCGAUCAACACAACACCCUUUUCAUGUCAUUGUACUAUCUUCUAAAUUUAUUGAUGUUGUAAUUAUUCUUGGAGCAGGAGACGAUGAAAAUGUCUUGAAUCGUGUCCAUGUUAGUUGGAUCCAAUUUUAUAACGUGACAUCAACUAUAACAUUGUGAUUCCAGGGAAAGCUGCAGCUAGAGGAACGUGGAGCCCAGGGCUUCUCUCAACCUCACAACUUUGUAGCGCAUACUUUCAUGCCUCCCUCCAACUGUGAUCACUGCUAUCAGAUGAUCAUUGGGAUCUUGAAUCGAGGUAAAACAACCAGAAUCAAGAAAUAUGCUUCUAAAAUCUUGCCCUCUAGUCGGAUCGAUUAAUGUUUCUGGGAAACUGCCUACCUACCCCCGCCCCUAAGUCAACAUUAACACUUACCUCUCACUUUGGGCAAAAUGUUGGCUUAGGGGAGGGGUAGGUGGGCAGUUUCUCAAAAACCUGAGUUGAUCCAGAAAUUCACCAAAAAAUGCCCUUUACCAUAUUAUGGUGAAUUUAAAAUAAUUUGUCAGCGCAUGAUUUCCUACAGCUUUGGCAGUUGCCUCUGUCACUAUCACCUACUUCAUCAAGUGCUAUUUGUAACAGGUUACUGUUAGCAACAAUAAAGCAACAAAAAAUGUAGUUAUUUAGGUAACUAUUAUGAUUUAAUGUCGGUUUUUCUAAUGGGCAUACAUGGUACGUGGAGUCUUUGCCCUGUGUUGAAAACUAGUUGAAGCACGUAACAAAAUCUGUGCAAAUUUUCAGGAUUCAUCUUGUUAAUUAUAAUCGCAAGUGAAAUGUUUGUACAAACGCCUGCGAAUAGGCUUGUCGAAAAGCUCAUAGCUUACUUUGUUGCCUUUUGCAGGAAUGAAAUGCACAGAGUGUGGCUACAACUGCCAUGAACGGUGCCAGCCCCAGGUCCCUUGGCAGUGUAAGAAGCGAGAUCUACCCGAGCAACCUGGCUCUGGUAUGACCAAGAGUACAAUGAGCCUACCCAGUGAGGUCAGUAAUGUUUUAAUGCGUGGAUCAUUAAUUUUUCUUUUUGUCUCGUAAUGCAGAUAAAUGAGAGAAAUUUCCAAGAAAGACGUGGUUCAACUUAUCGAAAUUUGAUUCUUGUAAUUUUCCUGUUUCUAUAGUUUUGGGCCCCCUUUUUAAAGCAAUUUUGUCAUGUUUCGUUAAAUUAAUAACAAAUGAUAACGUAAUACUCCCGCCAACAAUUUCAACUUUUGUUGGCCAUUUUGCCUCUUCACCGUAAAGAAGAUACCAUGAAAUAAAGAGGCGUGCCCAUAGCAAUGAGGCAAUUGCUGUCAACCCUGCCCCUAAAUAAUAGAGAGGUUUAGAUUCUAAGACCAGGACAAGAUUUUCUGAAUACUAACCAGUGCGCGUGCGUGAACCAGCGUCAUUGUGGCGAGAAAACGCGAUAGCCUUCGUCAUUCUACUGCGGAGUUUAGCGAAAAUGUCGUAAUGACGGAAACAAGUUAUCAAAUGUUCGACGCUUUAUCAUUCUGCAUUCUGUUAGUGGGCUCAUCCUCCUUCAAUGAAAAUAAUCUCUUAACUAUUCUGGUGAAAAACGGGCAAUGAAGCUUUCCAGAGUGUCUAUUUUUUAAGCCCGAUACGCAAAAAAAAAGUCAAAUCUCGUCCUCGAAUCUGACGGCUUCUUUUAUGGAAGGUUCGUUGAGAAUAGUUAGAAAUAUAUCGUAGUUGGUAACAAAGAUUUCACGACCCACAAUUCCUUGGGGUAAUUUAUUUCCUACAUUGACAUUUCUCUUUAACAGACCGACGCAUCCCAAACUAAAAAACUUCACUGCGGCCAUCUUUAUAAGAAAGGACAUCUUCUAAGGCAGUGGAAGGCCAGGUGGUUUGUCCUGGAUACACAGAGAAAUCAGGUGCGUAAGUUUGUUGUUGUUUCUUAAGAGAGGCCUAUGGAAGGCUUCUUUCCAUGACGGCAGUGUUUGAUAUGAUUAGCAGCCAAUCAGAAGCUAAAAGGUCUGAGAUGCAUCCACGUGAUGAUUGUCAGACAGUCAAAAACCAUGCCUUUAUUGUUGUAUGGUACCGUAAAAUUCCGAAAAUAAGCCCCUCCAUGUAUAAGCCCCUCCAAAUAUAAGCCCCCCAAAAUCGUAACGCAAAAAACCCUCCGUUAAAUCGCCCCUCCGAAUAUAAGCCCCCCGGGGGGCUUGUACUUGGAAAAUUGCCCUCGAAUACUAAGUAAAAUAAAGCAAAAAUGGUAAAUUUCCCUCGCACUACAAGCUAGCCCAAUCGAUUUUGAAACGCAAAUUUCCCUCCGUACAUAAGCCCCUCCAAAAAUAAGCCCCUCAAAAAGAGCCUUUGAAAAAUAUAAGCCCCGGGGCUUAUUUUCGGAAUUUUAUGGUACCUUAUUAUGGUGUCGGACAAGUCGUCAUAGUUCUCAAGUUUCCAUGACUGUUGUUAUACAAGUGUUUCAGCAGUGUUCAUUCUUUUUGCUUCCGCCAGUAGCUGGGUCCAAUUUCUCCGUACGAACACCCCAGUAGUACAGAAGAGAUGAAAUUAACCCUUGUGGGGUUGGAAUCACAUUAGUGUCAAGAAGAAGCGAGUGUUGUAGCAGCGCGAUAUUAAUUUUUGUUUUUUUUUUUGUUCUCUUGGUUCCAAGGGUAGCAAACCUCCUGCAAUCCCUACCAUCGUAAUGCGGAGGGCACUUUUGUUAUGUGGACACCUAGCUCUGUAGUGUGAUUCCAUUACAACCAUUCACCUUUCAAUCCUAAUACUAAAGCGAAGAAAAGCAUAGUGCUGCUGAAGAGGUUUCGUUAACUCGAGGGAAUAAACUUGGAGCUCCGUAACAUUUGUGCAUAGGUGACUGGGGAGGUGAAAGAUCAUGAUCUCACCAGGCGUUGGUAUUACAAAGAGAAAUAACCAUGUUCGUCAAUUAUUAUGGCAAUCAAUCAGUGCACUCCACAGCAAUAGCCCACGUUCGAUUUUUUAAAAUUCUAACCUGACUCCGAGGCUUCCGGGACAAAAUGCAAAUUUUUCUCGACUCCAUUGUCUCGCAAUUCCCAAAAGAGAUUUGAACACACAAAAAAAAACAAACCGAAUAUAGAAAAAUGACCAGAAAGCCUCGGAAUCGUGUUAGAAUUUUAUUAUAUCGAACGUAGGCUGUUAUACUGAUGAAGUCGUGUCCCUUACACCCUCACAAUGUGUAAAGAGUUUGUUAUAUUUGCUUCUUUUCUUUUCUUUUUUAGCUGCGGUAUUACGAUGGUGAACAUGACCAGCAUUUACAAGGUUAUGUUGAUCUUGGAGAGAUGAUUGCGGUUCAAGCUCUCAACAGCAUUCCUCCUGGUAAAAGACACGAUUAACUUUACUCUGUUAAGUUUCCCCUGCUAAAAACCAGAUAAGACCGUCUUCAGUUCCACUGUUUUGCUUUUAAGUACCAAAUGAAAGUACUGCUCGAAGUUCUUAUUUAAGUGUUGAUGUAGUCCAGGCCCAGCUGUCAGACAAUUUUUGUUCAGCACAAUAAACAGGGCCACGCUAACCGGCUUUCAGUAGGAUAACUUCCACGGGUUGCUAAGUUAGAACCAUCUUGAAGGCUUAAUAAUAUAAGCAGUAACACGGAAAGAGCAUUGCUCGAUAGCUUUCACUAUAAAUGGUGGCAUAUCCUCAGACAUCAAAAUCUAGAAUCGUGUCACGUAACUCAAUGUUAAUCUACUGAACGAGAUAACUCCCUUUUUUAGUAAUCGUCUUCUGUUAGGUAUCAUAUCACUUCUGUCUUUUUUUUUGUAGGUGCUCCUAAAGGUUCAGAAAAAGGAGCCUUCUUUGAUGUGAGUUAAAUGUUAUUUAUUGCAACAAUGUUGUAAGCUAGACUUGUUUCUUUCAAAUGUCGUAAAACCAUUCUGAAAGUAAUCACUAGCCCAUCGCAACACGGUCGCAGGCAAUCCAAUCGACCGAUUAGAAGUGGCACAUUCAAAAAAGCUCAAAGCGGGAAAAAUCGUGCGUGGGAGUGACGACGUUUUUGUUUUGGCUUCUGACUGGACGAUUUUGCGGCCAAUCACACAGUGUGGCAACUAGAGGCUGCUAAUACAACCAAACUAUAAAUUGAAAUACAGUAGAACCUUGAUAACUCGAACUCGGAUAGCUCUUAUUUCCGCCUACUCGAACUAAAUUUAAAUUCCCUUAUCAAAAUUUCACUGAAAUUUACCCCGAUAACUCGAAAUUCCCGCUAACUCGAAUCGCUUUUCGUGUCUUUACCAGGGUUCUAGUGUUCCUAGUGGUAUUGUUAUAUUUCGUCCAGUGAUAGAGAUGCCUUUUCAUCUUCGCAUGACCCCUAUACAGGCUUGUUAAACUUGUUUUAAGUAGAACGGGAAGGCGUAAGAUUAUAACAUCAUGCAUUCCCUACUUGCAUACCACAAUGAAUAAGACCCUAGACUGUAAAGUUUGUCGUAAGAUCGUCAGGAUCGAGCGCUUGCAGUUACGGGCGGACAUCUUGGUUUGAUAAGUGCAAAGGGAGCGGUGUGGUUUUUUGCGGUGGCCACCCACCGCAAAAAAAGGUAGGUAGGUAACCUGCGAAAACAAACUUCUCCUCCCAAAAAGCGCCUCCCCCCCCCCUCCCCUUUCGCCCCCUAAGUAGAUUUGACACUCAUCCAAGAUGGACGUCCGUUACGCAAAGCACUCGAUCUCGACGGUCUUGCGGAAAAAGAGGGACUGAACGGUCUAAUAAAGACCUUUUUUAUAGUGAAAAUCUGACUUGAGAGGAAGCUUUUCUUUUAAUCCAUGGGCUCUUUGACCUUUAACAGCUAAGAACAACAAAGCGAGUCUACAAUCUCAUGUGCGAGAGUCCUGAAGAAGCUAAAAUCUGGGUGGAAAAGUUGCAAAAUAUGAACGUUUGAUGUGCUGCGACAAAUACGAGCGACUACAAAUUACAAGCUUCAUCAACGAUAUGAUAAAGAAUCCACUUCUGAUAUAUGUCAUUGAAAUAAGUUCCAGUUCAAGAGCAGUUCAAGGGGAAAUGUUAUUACGAAAGGACAGUACAGUAAGCCAUAAACAAAGUACACUAGAACUCAAUGAGGACAGAGUAAUCAAGACAAGAUUCUUUCAGCGUUGCUUUUUAGAUCUUUCCACUAUGACCUUCAGACAGGAAGUCAGGGACAUUUCAGUUAUGCAAUUUUGGUCACCGCAAGAGCAUCAGUUGUACUUUUAUAUUUCGUAAACAGCCAAGCGUAUAGUUUAUCUACACAUCACAAGUUCAUUGUGGCAGUUUUGGGAGCACACAUUGUUUCCCAGUGGUAGAUGGUGUCACAGUUGCGUAAAGGUAGGGAGGACCAGCACUGCUACAAGUUGACCGUUUCACUUUGUUUUUUUUCUUUUUCGUUCGUUUCUUAAGUUUUUUUAUAGCCACGGUGCUAACAAACUGCAGCAUUUUUCAUUAUUUUUCCUUUUAGUCAAUUCCUUAUCGUGCCUGAUUUUGGAAAAUUAAUUAGAAUUGUACAUUUUAAUACUCUUUGGAACCAUAUGUAGUAGAACACACUAUGAUAAGAUGGCAUUUGGAUUAGCAGAUACACAUUUCCCAGUUCACGAUACUUUUGAACUAAGUCAACAAAUUGUGGAAAUUUUUAAUAAUAAUGGCUGGUGGAAGAAAUGAUUGAAUGGUUUCCGCAUGUCAGAAAUAGCAAUUUUAGAUUAAUUUAGUCAAGUGAAACGUUAUAAGAUAUUGAUAUAUAAUUUUUAACCUUGUGAGAGAUUUUAACAAGAUAGAUGCAAUGUUAAGCUUUGUAUUUAUGAGAGUGAAUUUGCUGGAAUAAGCUAUACUUCUGCGUUCCGUGUCUAAACUGCUCUCGUCCCCGAUGAAAAUUUUAGAGGUGGGAAGGGCAGGUGAACCCCUUAAAACCAUAAGGAUUCUCUAGAGUAGCGUUUUCACGCAACUCUGGAGAAUCCUUAGGGUUUUAAGGGAUUCACCUGCCCUUCUCACCUCUAGUUGUAACGAUUUAGAAUAGUUUAAAUGGAACUGCUGUACCAUAGUGGUGUAGGCACUUUUUUGUUGUUUUGCCGAGACAAACUGUAUUAACGCUGAGCAGAUGCCAUUUUUCCUUGUUCGUUUUCCAUGCCCUUAUCUAUGAAAAUUUCAAGGAUCUCU